Molecule: messenger RNA, 48919 nt
Organism: Anopheles nili
Lineage: Eukaryota; Metazoa; Arthropoda; Insecta; Diptera; Culicidae
Gene: dpy
Exons: 83
Molecular function (GO): calcium ion binding
Source: RefSeq, a predicted model, not a curated record
AUGAAAAUAUUUUUGCCACUAGUGGUGUGGAUAAUUCUUCUGUUUCGAACGACAAACGCACAGCUUUCCGCGUCGCGCAAGCACGUGGGAAUAUUUGGCUUGAAACACGAAGUGUUUUUCCUCAACCUUGAAGAUGGCUAUUUCGGAUGCCAAGUCAACGAAUCCACAGACUACCUGCAGCUGUACGAGCUGUCCAAACUUUGUGAUGGUACAUCGGAUUGCUACAUGGGCUCCGAUGAGCUUAGAAAUAAGUUAAAAUGUACAAAUGAUUGUGAUAAAGACGGCACAGCUUGCUCUAACGGAGUAUGCUUGGACGGCCAAUGCCAUUGUAAUGAUGGCUUUGGUGGUUGUAACUGCCAAGUACCGGAUGAAAACGAAUGUAAAUAUCGACCUUGUGACGUUUUCGCCCACUGUACAAACACCCUUGGUAGCUUCACCUGUACAUGCUUUCCUGGCUAUCAUGGCGACGGUCUUCAGUGCGAAGAUAUCGACGAAUGUCAGGAUCCAAACAUCGCGCAGCGGUGUGUGGAAAAUGCUGAGUGCUGCAACUUACCAGCGCACUUUGUGUGCAAAUGCAAGCCCGGCUUUGAAGGCGACGGUGAAGAACGGUGUGCAGAUAUCAACGAGUGCCUGGAUCCGCGAGCGUGUGGCCCGAACGCGGAAUGCGUGAACCUGCCCGGCAACUACACCUGUCAGUGUCAGGAAGGGUUCUACGGAGAUCCGUACAACGGAUGCAUCGAUGUGGACGAGUGCGUUCAGCCCGGCGUUUGCGGACCAGGUGCCAUAUGUACGAACCUUGAGGGUGGUUAUCGCUGCGACUGCCCACAAGGAUUCGACGGAGAUGCACGCUCGGCUCAAGGAUGUGUCGACUACGACGAGUGCGCAAGAUCGCCAUGCGGCCGGAACGCGCUUUGCCGUAACGACGUGGGUAGCUUCCGGUGCGAAUGUCAGCAAGGAUUCUCAGGCGAUCCGAUGACGGACUGUCAAGACGUCGACGAGUGUUCCGGUAAUCCGUGCGGAGACGGUGCACGAUGCACCAACACGCCGGGCGGAUACCGGUGCAGUUGUUCACCGGGACUCACGGAAACGGACGAUGGCCAGUGCACGGACAUCAACGAAUGUGCGAAGGCGAACGCUUGCGGAGAGAACGCCAAAUGCAUCAACUUCCCGGGCUCGUACAAAUGCUUGUGUCCUCAGGGCUUCGAAGGACGCGGUGAACUGUUUUGCAAAAAUGUAAACGAAUGCCUUGAUAACCCAUGCGGGGAAAAUGCGCUAUGCACGGACACGGUGGGAAGCUUUAUUUGUUCAUGCAAACCAGAGUACACGGGUGAUCCGUUCCGGGGUUGCGUCGAUAUCGACGAAUGCAGCACAUUCGACAAGCCGUGCGGUGAGCACGCGGUAUGCGAGAACACCUCACCGGGAUUUAACUGUCUCUGCCCGCAAGGAUACGUGGGUCGACCAAAUGCGAAGGUGGCCUGUGAGCAGGCCGACGUAAACGUACUUUGCACGAGCGCAUUCGAUUGCACCAACAACGCGGAGUGCAUCGAGGGCCAGUGCUUCUGUCAGGAUGGGUUCGAACCGCAGGGUUCGGUGUGUGCCGACAUCGACGAGUGCCGGCAGGGUGCCGGGUCGGUUUGUGGCCCUGCUGCAGUGUGUGUGAACGUGCCCGGUUCGUUCCGGUGCGAGUGUGAAGCCGGUUUCAUCGGGACACCGCCACGUGUGCCGUGUAAGCCACCGUGUGCGGAUGUCAAGUGUGGCAAGAACGCGUACUGUAAGGCUGAAGGUCCCGAAGCGUUCUGUAUCUGUGACGAAGGGUGGACCUUCAAUCCGGCUGACAUCGCGGCCGGGUGUGUCGACAUCGACGAGUGUGACUCAGCGCAGGGUCCGAGUGGUCGCUGUGGGUUGAAUGCCGUUUGUACCAACCAUCCGGGCAGCUAUAGUUGCUCCUGUCCGGCCGGAUUCACGGGAGACGCCACACGCCAGUGUCUGGAUGUGGAUGAGUGCGCCAGACCCGGGGCGUGUGGAGUUAACGCCAUCUGCAAGAACCUCGAAGGAUCACAUCAAUGCACCUGUCCGACGGGUUCGAUCCCGGAUCCUGAUCCAAGUGUGCGUUGCAUCAGUGUCGUUGCUUGUACCAAGGAUGCUGAUUGUCCUGGAAACGCAGUGUGUGACCAACACCAGCGCUGCUUAUGUCCGGAACCUAACGUAGGCAACGAUUGCAGACAUCCGUGCGAGAAGGUGACGUGUGGUCCCAACGCCCAUUGCAUGCUAGUUCCUGGAGGAGGUGCUCAGUGCCUGUGUAGUGAGGGCUACACUGGCCAACCGGGUCAGUGCGUGGACAUCAACGAAUGCGGCGGCAAUCCGUGUCCUAGUGGAGCCGUCUGCACGAACCUACCCGGUGGUUACACCUGCCAAUGUCCCGGCGGGAGCUCGGGAGAUCCAUACUCAGGUGGUUGCUCGAAAUCGGCGCUAAAUGCUUGCAGUGAACGCAACCCAUGUCCUGCGGGUGAAAAAUGCAUCCAGGACGCGUUCAGCGGUAACAGCGUUUGCAUCUGUGGCCAGGGUUAUAAACGCGACGCCAAGGGAACCUGUCGUGACGUGGAUGAAUGUGCGGACGCUACACGGACGGCGUGUGGAGUGAAUGCGAUCUGCAAGAACCUGCCCGGAAGCUACGAGUGUCAGUGUCCUUCUGGAUUCAAUGGAAACCCGUACCAAUCCUGCGACGAGUGUCACAGCGCGGAAUGCCGUUGUGCGGCCCCGUACAAGCUGGUGGAGGGCAAUUGCGUGCUGGACAGCUGUUCACCGGAUGGCCGAUGUCCGGGUGGUGCCGAGUGUAUCUCCAUCACGGGUGGCGUUAGUUAUUGCGCAUGUCCGAAGGGUUUCCGGACGCAACCAAACGGUCACUGUGAGGACAUCGACGAGUGUGGUGAAGGUCAGCAGGCGUGUGGUUACGAUGCGAUCUGUCUGAACACGAUCGGUGGCCAUGAGUGCAAAUGUCCGCUAGGAUACUCCGGUGAUCCGUACCACGGAUUAUGCACAUUGGCCCAACGUCGGUGUGCCGCGGAUCGCGAGUGUGGCGCAAACGAACGCUGUGUCCAACCUGGCGAGUGCGUUUGUCCACCACCCUACUACAUGGACGCGUACGAUGGCAACCGAUGCAAGAGUCCUUGCGAGCGGUUCCCGUGUGGUAUGAACGCGCGUUGUACACCUUCCGAUCCGCCGCAGUGCAUGUGCGAGGUUGGCUUUAAGGGCGAUCCACUGACCGGAUGUGUUGACGAGGACGAAUGCGCCAACAGUCCGUGUGCGUAUGGUGCACAGUGUGUGAACCAACGCGGUGGCUACAAGUGUGUCUGCCCGCCUGGUAUGGUGGGUGAUGCGUACAAAGGUGGAUGCAUCCUGGAACAAGGAUCCAUCAAGAGCCAGUGCCGGCGCAAUGAGGACUGUGCUGAUACGCUUGCUUGCGAGCGUGGCACUUGCGUGAGUCCUUGCGCAAGUUUGCUGUGUGGCGCAAAUGCAUUCUGCGAGCCGGAAAAACACGCCGCUUGGUGUCGUUGUCGAGCGGGAUUCGCCGAAGGACCUAGUGGAGAUUGUGUGUCACAAUGCGAAGGAUACAUGUGCGGGCAGGGUGCAAUGUGCAUCGUGUCGACGGCUGGACCAACCUGCAAGUGUCCACCGGGAGAAAUGGGCAAUCCUUUCCCGGGUGGAUCGUGUACCACCGAUCAAUGUUCAACCAGUCGGCCAUGUGCUGAUCCGCAGGUGUGCAUUAAUGGACGCUGCAAGCACAAGUGCGAUGGCAUGGUGUGUGGUGUCGGUGCAACGUGUGACGCCACCAGUGGCAAGUGCAUCUGUGAGCCGUACUUCGUCGGAAAUCCCGAGUACAUCUGCAUGCCACCCGUUUCUUCGCCCGCCUGUGAACCGUCAUGUGGUCAGAACGCACACUGCGAAUACGGAGUGGUGCAGAACCAGUGCGUAUGCAAUCCGGGCACGACUGGCAAUCCGUACGGGUUGUGUGAAGCUCAGCAACGGAACAUGUGCAGCCGGAUGCGCUGUGGUGCGAACGCCGAGUGCCGCGAAACGCUCUCUUCUGCUGAAUGCGUUUGUCCGGGAGGAUUUAGCGGUAACCCGUACGUGGCCUGCCGAGAUGUGGACGAAUGUUCGGCGGCUGGUGUGUGCGGUGAAGGCGCGCUUUGCAUCAAUACCGCUGGAAGCUUUGAUUGCCGCUGUAAGCCGGGUUUCGGUGGCAACCCGUUUGUGGCGUGUUCCGCCAUCGAGAAGAGCGUGUGUGACAACCCGCGUCGGUGUCAAUGUGGCAAGGACCUACGAUGUCCUCCUGGGUACAGCUGCGAACGUGGCACCUGCAAGGACUUGUGCGCUAAGACGACGUGUGGUCCGCGAGCCGCAUGUGACUCGGGACGAUGCGUUUGCCCUCCUGGAUACACGGGCAAUGCGCAAGACCGCACGACGGGCUGUGUGACGGAAGGCCAGUGCGACAGUGACGCGGACUGUGCGAGUUCCGAGAUCUGCUUCCAGUUGGGUAAAAGCGUACGCCGCUGUUUGGACGCCUGCAGCAAAGUGCAGUGUGGUCCGAACGCAUUGUGCGUCUCCAACGAUCACCGGAGCACGUGUAUCUGCGCGCCAAGCUACGUCGGGAACCCGGGCGAUUUGACCGUUGGCUGUCAGCAAGAGGCAAAGUUGGUCGCCGAAUGUCAAGCGGAUGGAGACUGCAAGCCAGGACACGUGUGUACCAUCACGGAGAGUGGACUGCACGCAUGUCUCAACCCGUGCAAUGCCGUCGAGUGUGGUGUGAACGAGGUUUGCACGGUUAACGAUGGCAAACAGCCUGUGUGCCACUGCCAGAGUGGCUAUCGCUGGAAUCCGGUGUCAUCGAGCUGCGUGAAGCCUUCUAUUCCGGACUGCACGACAGACACCGACUGUCAUCAGGUUGCUGCUUGCCGUCCGGAUGCGGUUGGUGUGUUGAAGUGCAUCGCUGUUUGUACGGAGUUCACUUGUCCACCAAACUCGGUGUGUGUGUCUUCGAACCACCGUGGCAGCUGUCAGUGUCUGCCAGGAUACACCGGAAACCCGAACGAUCGUAAUGGAUGUCGACCGGAACAACACAACACUUGUCUGACGAGUGCCGAAUGUGCGGAAUCGGAUGCUUGCAUUAUGCACUCGGGUGCCUUGGCUUGUCGGCCAGCCUGCGAAGGCGUGCAGUGCGGACCUUUUGCACUGUGUAUCACCAAUAACCACAACGCGCAGUGCCAGUGUCCACCUGGAUCGUACGCCGGUGAUCCAUAUGACCUCACCAAGGGCUGUCAGUCGGUGCCGUGUGUGUACAACCGCGACUGCCCGUCGAAUCAGCUAUGCAAUCGUAUGACGCACAGCUGCGUGGAUGUUUGCCAGGAGGACACGUGUGGCGAGAACGCCGUCUGUAUUGCUGAGAACCACCGCUCGGUGUGCCAGUGUCCGCCAGGAUACCGCGCAAACCCCAUUGCCGAAGUCGAAUGCGCGCAGGUGCGAUCCUGCGAACCUAAUCCCUGCCAUCCGACAGCCACUUGUGAUCCUGGACCAGAUGGGUAUGUGUGCAAGUGUCCGAUAGGACAGAUUGGGAACCCUCUCACAGGAUGUCGUCACGAAGGAGCAUGUCCAGGUGGUGACAACGAAUGUCCGGAAGGUGCCGCUUGUGUGCACGGGAAGUGCAUCGAUCCGUGUGUCAACGCAUGUGGCAUUAACUCACAAUGUACCGUCGUGGACCGGAAGCCAGUGUGCAGUUGCAAGACCAAAUACACGCCGGGUGUGACCGGAUCUGCGCGUGAUGGCUGCGUACGACUGAGCAGCGGCUGCUCGAGCGAUUCCGACUGCAAUGGGGACGUUUGUCACGGUGGCCAGUGUAUGGUGGCGUGUCGCAAUUCGAACGAUUGCGCCAACGGAGAACGCUGCCUCAGCAACGUGUGCGCUGUGCCCUGUUCCGCGCAUAGCCAGUGCUCAGAAGGACAGGCGUGUGCGGCUGGUGUUUGUACCGUCGGAUGUCGCAGUAGCCGUGAUUGUAGCGGAUCUACGGCCUGCAUCGAGUACAAGUGUGUGGACCCUUGCAAAGCCGAUCGCAACGCGUGUGGACCGAAUGCGCUUUGUGCAAGUGCCGACCACGUGCCACAAUGCACGUGUCCUGCCGGUUUCGAGGGCAAUCCUUCACCCGAGCAAGGCUGCGUGCGGAUGCCGACGAACUGCGACUCCUCGGCACAGUGCGCCGCAGGACACAUGUGCAUCGCGAACCAGUGCAGUCUGCCCUGCAGCGAGACGACACCAUGCGCCAUUGGCGAGCGUUGCCACAACAGCGUGUGUGCGAAGGUUUGCUACACGAACAAUAAUUGUCUGCCGGGCGAGGUGUGCAGUGAGGCUGGCGUGUGUGUGCCGGGUUGCGGAACCGAUGCGGAUUGUCCAUCGCAGCGCGUUUGUCAGGCCGGAAAAUGCCGAUGUAUGAAGGGUUUUAUUGGAACGCCUUUUGGUUGCACCGAUAUCGAUGAGUGUUCCGAUGAACCGUGCCAUGCAAGUGCCGUGUGUGAGAACAUUCCCGGAUCCUACCGCUGCCAGUGUCCAGAUGGAGCUGUUGGGGAUGCGUACGCCGAUCCGGGAUGUCGGAAACCGAACCAGUGCCGGCGAGACACCGACUGCACUGAUGAGCUGAGUUGUAUCGGGGGCAAAUGUCGCAGCCCGUGCAGUACCAAGGAAUGUGCGCGAAAUGCAGAAUGCCAGGUAGUUGGCCACCGAGCGGAGUGUUUCUGUCCGGCUGGAUACCUCGGUGACGCGGCGGAUCGUGAAACCGGCGUCGGAUGCUUUAAGGUGGAGUGUGUACACAACGAGGACUGCGCCGUGGAUCGUGCCUGCAGCGAAGACUCCAACCGGUGUGUCAACCCGUGUGAGCUGGUCAGCUGUGGCCGGGGCAUGUGUCAGAUUGAAAACCACGAGGCGACGUGUGCCUGUUUCCAAGGGUACGCGUUCGUGAACGGCAAGUGCGAGGAUAUCGACGAAUGUACCGAAGGAUCGAGUCCUUGCCAUGAGAGCGCACUUUGCGAGAACCUGCCCGGUAACUAUCUGUGUUCCUGCCCGGUCGGGCUCGUUGGCGAUCCGGUGGAGACGGGAUGCAAGCGUGCCGACGAGUGCAUUUCACACGAGGACUGCCCCAGUGGAGCUGUGUGCGUGGACGCACACUGCAAGAACCCGUGCGCGGAGAAGAAUGUGUGUGGUGAAAAUGCACUCUGCACGCUGGUCGGUGGCCAGGCACGCUGCGAAUGUCCUUCGACGACACGAGGCGACCCGAAGGUGGCCUGUCGCAAGGUUGAGUGCUCAAGUGCGGACGAAUGCACUGCCGACAGGACGUGCAUAGGACACCGGUGCAUUGAUCCUUGCUCGCUGAAGAGCGCUUGCGGAAGCAGCGCGAGCUGUGUGACCAAGAACCACCUUGCCGUGUGUUCGUGCCAACCGGGUACGACGGGUAAUCCGCUGUUGGGUUGUGUACCGCUACAGUACUGCAACAGUGACCUGCAGUGUCCGACUGGAACGAAGUGCAGCAGUGGUGUGUGCUGCUCACUGUGUGGAACCAACCGUGACUGUUUGGACGAUCAGCUGUGCAUACAGGGCGUUUGCCAACCGACCUGCCGCUCUAAUACGACCUGUCCUGACUUCCAGUACUGCCACAACGGCAUCUGCACGCAGGAAUUCAAGUGUCGCUCGGAUGACGAAUGCGGUCUAGAGGAGAUGUGCAUAACCGACUCUAACGGACGGUCCGAGUGCCGAAAUGCCUGCAACUCGGGUCGCGUGUUGUGCGGACGUAACGCCGAUUGUAACGCACGCAACCACGUGGCCGAGUGCGAAUGCAAGCAAGGAUUCUUCCGAGAUGCUGCUGGCGUUUGUCGCAAGGUUGAAUGUGCCCGAGAUGAGGACUGUUCUUCGGACAAGAUGUGUGACAAUCACGCGUGCAAGAUCGCAUGCCUGGCAAGUGAAGCACCUUGUGGCGCGAAUGCACUGUGUUCGGCUGAAAACCACCGUCAGGUGUGCUACUGUCAGCCGGGUUUUACGGGCGAUCCGCAGCGUGGCUGCUCGCUGAUUGAUUUCUGCAAGGAGCGACCGUGUGCCGCAAACGCGAAGUGCCGCAACAGCCGCGGUUCGUACAGGUGUUCCUGUCCGGCUGGGCUCGUGGGUGAUCCCUACCAGGGAGGCUGCAAGAGAGCGGCCGAAUGUGAACGGAACAGCGAUUGCCCGGAUGCGGCCGAGUGCGUGCAGGUGAACGGUGAAUCGAAGUGUCGGGAUGUUUGUGCUGGUGUGUUGUGCGGUCCGAAUGCCGAGUGCACCGCCCGUAAACAUACUGGGGAGUGCCGGUGCCGGUCGCAGUUCGAGGGCGAUCCAAAGGAUCUCAAUAAUGGCUGCAAAUCGAAGCCACUCUCGUGCAAGCGCAACAAUGACUGUCCGGAGAACUCGUACUGCCACGGACAGAUCUGCAAACCGGCCUGCUCCGAAACCGACGAAUGUAACCAGGAUGAGGUGUGCUCGAACGGGCAAUGUAUCAAUCCGUGCUACGAACCUAAUGCAUGUGGAAUGAACGCCGAAUGUCUGAUGGGUGCACACGAGAAACAGUGCUCCUGUCCGGCAGGAUUCACGGGAGAUUCGGCAGUUGAAUGUGUGCGAGUUCCGAUAUCGUGUGCCGCGACCGCUGAUUGCGUGGAUGGUAGCGUCUGCAAGGAGUCAAUGUGUCUGCCUCGAUGUAGAAGCGAUCAGGAAUGUGCACAGAACGAAAAGUGCCUGCAGGGCAGCUGUAUGCUAACAUGCCGGCUGGAUAAUGACUGCUUCCUGGGACACAUUUGCUUGAGCGGACGAUGCAUUUACGGAUGUCAUGCAGACAGUGACUGCAGUGCCAGUGAAACUUGCCGCGAUAAUCGGUGUAUCAAUCCGUGCUCGGACAACCCGUGCGGACCGAAUGCCGCCUGUACCGUUGUGAACCAUCGAGCAAGCUGCUCAUGCUUCACCGGCAUGGUACCAAGCCCAACCGCAAAGGUGGGCUGCGUGCGAGCACCGGCCCUGCAAUGUACCGAGAACCGGGACUGUGCCGAUGGAACCUCUUGCAUCGAUCGACUCUGCCGACCGGUCUGUGGCAACGAUCAAGGAUGCCUCAACAACGAACGCUGCGAUGGUGGUUCAUGCAAGCCAAUCUGUCGCAAGGACGAUGACUGCCGUACGGGCGAGAUAUGUCAAGGACAAACGUGCAUGAUUGGAUGUCGAUCGGACGGAGGCUGUGCAGAUCACUUAGCGUGCGUUGGUCAACAGUGCUCGGAUCCUUGUCAAGAACCUACGGCUUGCGGCACGAACGCAGAGUGCAGAAUGGUUGCCCAUAAGAAACAGUGCGCCUGUUCGCAGGGGCUAGUGGGUGAUCCGUUUGGGCUGGGUUGUCGUCAGGAGACACACCUGUGCCAGACACGCACAGAUUGUCCCAAGGGCCAGGCAUGCUACGGAGGCACGUGUUUGCAGACGUGCCGCAACGACCAGAACUGUCUAGCGGACGAGCGAUGUGUUCGUGGCACCUGCCGUACGGUGUGCAAUAGUGACGCAUCCUGCGGAAACGGGCUCAUCUGCGAAGGGCGCAUCUGCCAGGCGGGCUGCCGAUCCGACAACCAGUGCGAUAACAAUCAGGCGUGCAUCAACAAAAAGUGCACGGAUCCUUGUGCAACGCUCGGCCAGUGUGGAUCCUGCUCCGAGUGCACGGUCAUCGAUCACGGGGUGCAGUGCAGCUGCCCUCACGGGUACCUUGGCAAUCCGCUGUUAUCCUGCAGUCCACCUGCGGAGAAGUGCAAUGCACAGUGUAAAUGCGACGAUGACGGUAUGUACUGCGUGAAGAGCUGUCGCCAGCAUAAGGACUGUGGUUGCGGACAGACCUGCCAACGAGGCAAGUGCCUGACCAAAUGCAAUCCGGGCAACUGUCCGGCGGGAUUGCUGUGUCAAAACGGAGCUUGUACGACGGGAUGCCGCACGAACGCCGACUGUCCCAGCGAUCGGUCAUGCACCAACGGUAGGUGUGUCGAUCCGUGCGCGGGAGGUAAAUCGUGUGGUCGGGACGCCCUCUGUCAGGUGUCCGAUCAUCGCUCGUUGUGCCUGUGCCCGGAUGGGUUCCAAGGAGAUCCGGCCGUGGGUUGCGUGCAGUACGAGUGCCAAACCAACGACGACUGCGAGCUGGACAAGAAGUGUGCUAACGGAAAGUGUAUCAACCCGUGUCUGACACCGGGAGCUUGCGGUCUGAAUGCGCAAUGCCGCGUCGUGAACCGGCAGGCGCAGUGUAGCUGCACGCCGGGCUUCUUUGGCAAUGCGCGCCAGGAAUGCCAACCGGUGCAGAAGAACAGCUGCGCUCAGAAUCCCUGCGGCGAUAACACCGUCUGCCGGGAGGAUGAGCAAGGUUACGAGUGCUCUUGUCAGCCGGGUUGCGUAGGCGAUCCUCGCAAGGGUUGUCUGUGUGAGGGUAAACUCAAAAAGGACGAUUGCGAACAGUAUGCGUGUGGCACAAAUGCUGUCUGUCGUAUGACGGAAUGGGGAGCACCGUCUUGCGUUUGUUUGCCGACACAUCCACAUGGGGAUCCGUACAUGACAUGUGAGUUUUGCACUACUCCUUCACACCACGAUGUCGAUGUCGACUGUCGAACGGCGGGUUGUGUCGAGGGCGAGUGUGUUCGUGACGGGACUAAAUUUAUCUGUCGGAAAGAACUCGGAUGUCGACAUAGUCACGAGUGUCCUUUGGAUCGAUCAUGCGUAAAUGGAGUUUGUGUUGAUCCAUGUCGAUCAGGCAAUCCGUGCGAUACUGGAGAAGAAUGUGAAGUUCAAAAUCACGAAACGGUUUGCGAUACUGAUCGUACUACUGGUUGCGAACAUUGCCCUCCAGGAAUUCCAUGUGACCCAAUAACGGGAGGCUGUGUUAAGGUCCAAUGCACCACAAACGACGAAUGUGCACUGACGGAAGCUUGUGUUGGAAACGUAUGCCAUCGGCCGUGCGAUGUAAAAAAUCCAUGUACAACUAAUGCUGUCUGCAUCAAUACCAAUCAUGGUACUGAUUGUAGUUGCAUUGACGGCUACCACGGCAAUGGUUUUGUGCAAUGCGUACCAGGUAGGAUACAUUCCGAUACUGGCUCUGUAUGUCAGUACAACGAAGAUUGUCCACCAGAUAAGCUUUGCGAUCGAUUGAACCGCGUGUGUGUCAAUCCAUGUCAGAGCGACUCUUGUGGAGAAAAUGCCGAUUGCUACGCAGUUAAUCAUGGUAUUGACUGUCGCUGUUGGGCAGGAUACACUGGAAACGCUUACAUACAAUGUUCGAAACAUCAAGGCUGCUUAUCAGAUCGUCAGUGUAAUGACGACGAAGCGUGCAUCAGCGGACGCUGCUCGUCACCUUGCCAAUGUGGACCAAAUGCAAUGUGCGACGUAAAGAGACACAAGGCCGUUUGUCGCUGCCCACCGGGAUAUGGAGGUAAUGCUCGUACAGGAUGCAAUCCGCCAACUAAUCCGUGUGUUCCGAAUCCAUGUGGCGUGAAUGCUAUGUGUGAAGUGGAUAAUGGCAGUCCAGUAUGUUUCUGUCCACGUGGCCUUACAGGAAAUCCAUUCAAGAAUUGCAUUCCAGAAGGUGAUGAGUGUACUCCAAACCCAUGCGGACCAAACUCAGGAUGUCGAAAGAUAAACGGCAAAGCCACAUGUUUCUGUUUGCCAGAAUUUGAAGGAAACCCGCCACAGACUCCGUGUACCCUGCCGCAAAAUCCGUGCAUACCAUCUCCAUGUGGUCCGAAUACGCAAUGUACGAUACUUAGUAAUGGAUAUGCCAAAUGUACGUGCGUACCUGGUUAUAUUGAAAGCCCAAACACGAUUCGUGGAUGCGUAGAACCUUCAAGUCCUUGCGAUCCGAAUCCUUGUGGAUUUGGUGCAGUCUGUGACGCAACGCGCAAUCCGGUGUGCUACUGCCCGGAUUCGAUGAUUGGCAAUCCUUAUCGUAGCUGCCUUGAGCCCGUUAUGACGCCGGAAUUGUGUCAACCUGGCCCGUGCGGUCCGAAUGCCGAUUGCUACGUUGCAGAGGGCAGAGAACAAUGCUACUGUAAGCCGAACUUUAUUGGAGAUCCGUAUGGAGGAUGCGUAGAACAACCGCAAUCAGUUUGCGAACCGAACCCAUGCGCGCCGGGUGCCGAAUGUGUCCUGCUAGUAGAUGGGUCCCCGGGAUGUCGAUGCCCACCAGGGCUGAGCGGAGAUCCAACAACAACCGGCUGCCAUGCCUUUGAAUGCUUGAGCGAUGAUCAAUGUGCGGAGGACAAGGCUUGCAUUGGAUUGCGCUGUUCCGAUCCGUGUCCGGGAUCUUGUGGAGCUGGAGCGCAUUGUCGAGUGGAUAAACAUCAUCCAGUGUGCUUCUGCGAUGCUGGUCUGACAGGAAAUCCUGCCAUACAAUGUUACAGUUUGGACGAAAGACCUCGAGAUGCUUGUAAUCCUAGCCCAUGUGGCGCGAAUUCCCGAUGCACAGUGAGGAACAAGCGUCCGAUUUGUAAAUGCUUACCAAAUUAUCACGGCGAUCCCCGCAAAGGAUGUACGCCAGAAUGUGACAUUAAUUCCGACUGCACACCGGACAAGUCUUGCGUCAAUCAUAAAUGUGUUUCACCAUGCGCGUUAGGUACAGUGUGCGGUGUUAAUGCCGAGUGUAGCGUAAACUAUCAUACGCCAAUGUGCAAAUGUCCAUCAGGCUACACUGGAGAUGCGUUUGUGCAGUGCGUUCCAAUACCGGAGGAUAGAAACAUGACGAGGCAACCGUGCUCAUCUGAUCCUUGUGGACCUGGAGAAAUUUGCUCUAUUUAUGGUAACGAUGUGGCCUUAUGUGAUCCGUGCGUUGCACCGGAUGCUGUACAUAAUCCAAGAUGCCGUCCACAAUGCGUGCUGAACACGGACUGUCCGUUCAAUAUGGCCUGUCUGCAAUCGCAAUGUCAGGAUCCCUGUCCUGGAUCAUGCGGCUACAACGCGCACUGUACAGUGGAACGUCAUCGACCGAUCUGUUACUGUCCUUCGAACAUGCACGGAAACCCGUAUGAAAGUUGUGCGCCCCAAGAGAGCCCUCGCGAAACUUGUGAUAGCAUACGAUGCGGAGCAAACACUCAAUGCAAGCAGCAGAAUGGCGUGCUAGCAUGCGUAUGUAAGAAAAAUUACUACGGAGAUCCUCUAGUUGGCUGCCGACCAGAAUGCGUCGUGAACACGGAUUGUUCGAUAAGUAAAGCGUGUGUGAAUUCUCGCUGCGUUGACCCAUGCGUUGAUGCGUGUGGUGUGAAUGCACAGUGCAAAGUCGUAAAUCAUUUGCCAAUUUGUUUCUGUCCGCCAACCCACACUGGUGAUGCACUUAUCGCAUGUACUGAGCGUACUUAUCUGCCUCCCGACAACACGCCUUGUGACCCGAAUCCAUGUGGGCCGAACAGCAAAUGCCGUACCACGCCUGAUGGUUAUGCAAUUUGCUCAUGUUUACCAGGGUACCGGGGAGUGCCUCCUGCCUGCCAAGCUGAAUGUAUGAUCAACGCAGAGUGUGCUCAGAACAAGGCAUGCAUCAAUCUAAAAUGCGCCGAUCCCUGUCCUGGAACAUGUGGCGUAGGAGCGCGGUGUGAAGUGCUUAACCAUAAUCCGAUAUGCAGUUGCGGACCAAAUCAGCAAGGAGAUCCGUUUGUAAUUUGUGAAUCGAGGCAAAAUGAGCCGCCGGUCGAGCCGAAGAAUCCCUGUGACCCGUCUCCCUGCGGACCGAAUUCGAUUUGUCAAGUACGCAGCCGGCGACCGGUAUGUUCUUGUCAACCGAACUUUGUUGGUUCGCCUCCAAGCUGUAGACCAGAGUGUGUGCUAAGUUCAGAAUGCCCACAAGAUAAGGCUUGUAUCAAUGACAAGUGCCAAAACCCGUGUGCUAAUGCAUGUGGACCUAACGCGGACUGUCACGUUGUCGCGCAUUCGGCGUUCUGUAGCUGUCGCGCAGGAUUUGAGGGAGAUGCUUUCAUUGGAUGCUCGGCUGUACCAAAAGAUACACCGAAAGAUGUUUGCUACCCUAACCCAUGUGCAGAAAAUGCAGUAUGCAGUGAGUACAAUGGUGCAGCCAAAUGUGUGUGCAUUACUCCAUACCUUGGCGAUCCUUACAAUACCGGAUGUCGUCCCGAGUGUGUACUGAACUCUGAUUGUCCCAGCAACAUGGCAUGCGUGAACCAACACUGUCGUGACCCUUGCCCAGGUGUGUGCGGUACAAACGCCGACUGCACAGUAGCAAACCAUAUACCGGUGUGUGAAUGUACUCGUGGAUAUGUGGGUGAUCCAUUCCGUGGCUGCCGAAAGGAUAUACCAACGAUAGCUCCAAAAGAUCCAUGCGCUUCUUGUCCAUCGAACAGCGUUUGUCGUGUGGUCGGAGGAAGACCGACUUGUUCCUGCGCCGAGGGUUACCGUGGUACGCCACCGGCGUGCAGACCGGAAUGCUCUAGUAGUGAAGAAUGUGCGCAUGAUAAGAGCUGCAUAAAUUUGAAAUGCAAAGAUCCAUGUCCCGGACUGUGUGGCAUUAAUGCGCAAUGUCAGGUCAUCAAUCACAAACCGUUCUGCAGUUGUCAGCGAGAUAUGAUUGGUAAUCCAUUCGAGCAGUGUUACCCCAAGGCGGCGGAACCAGUGCAUCCUUGUCAGCCAAGCCCAUGUGGAGCGUAUUCGGAGUGUCGCGAAAUUGAUAAUCGUGCUGUGUGCACAUGUGCAGCCGGUAUGCUCGGAGCUCCUCCUAAUUGCAGGCCGGAGUGCGAAACCGAUCAAGAUUGUCCGUCAAACCGCGCAUGUUUCAAUCAAAAGUGUCGUGAUCCGUGCGUUGGAUCUUGUGGAUAUAAUGCGCAGUGCAUUUCUCGUAAUCACCGACCUGAAUGCUAUUGUGUCGAUGGUUUCGAAGGGGAUCCAUACAGCGCAAUUAAACGAGACGAAAUAAUUGAUCCGUGCAAUCCGUCACCCUGCGGAUCUAACGCAAUCUGCCAAGAGCGCAACAGUGCCGGCUCAUGCUCAUGCAUGCCCAAUUAUUUCGGUGAUCCAUACGUCAACUGCCGACCGGAAUGUGUGCAAAGUACAGAGUGUCCGUCCUCCAAGGCAUGUGUAAACAUGCGCUGUGUUGAUCCAUGCCUUGGCACGUGCGGUAUAAAUAGCGAAUGUCGUGUACAUAACCACUCGCCGUUCUGUAGCUGUAGUCCUGGCUAUACUGGCAAUCCAUCACAGGCUUGCCGUCCUCUCGUAGUAGAAAACCUUCCGUCCCGACAUCCUAUCGAUCCUUGUUCUCCCUCCCCGUGCGGUCCAUAUAGCAUCUGCAGGGUGCUAGACGGUCAUCCAGUAUGUUCGUGUCAGAUAAGUUGUUCCGGUGUUCCUCCAAACUGCCGCCCCGAAUGUCUAAUCAAUGCAGAAUGUCCUCGUGAUAGAACGUGUAUCAACCAACGAUGCAUUGAUCCUUGUCCAGGCACUUGUGGUAUAAAUGCGCGAUGCCGUGUAGUGAACCACAAUCCUAUCUGCAGCUGCAAUGCUGGAUUCAUUGGUGAUCCAUUUGUACAAUGCUCACCAGAGCCAAAACAACCGGUCUUAGAAGAAGAAUACAGGAACCCUUGCCAGCCAUCCCCAUGUGGAGUGAACUCAUUGUGCAAGGUGCACGACAAUAGAGCCGUUUGUUCAUGCUUACCAAACUACGUUGGCCGGCCGCCAAAUUGUCGACCCGAAUGUACUAUAGAUUCCGAAUGUCCUAUGAAUUUGGCGUGCAUCAAUGAAAAAUGUCGUAAUCCAUGCCUCGGAUCUUGUGGAGUGAAUACUGAAUGCGCCGUAGUGGCACAUAAACCCUUGUGUAGCUGCGUACCAAGCUAUACCGGCGAUCCUUUUGCUGGGUGCACGAUAAUUCAGAUUAUUCCACAAGAAACACCUAUGCCGUGUAACCCAAGCCCAUGUGGAGCAAAUGCUAUAUGCAAAGAACGUAAUGGUGCAGGAUCAUGCACUUGUGCACCGGAGUACUUUGGCGAUCCUUAUGUUGGAUGUCGUCCGGAGUGUGUUAUGAACAGCGACUGUCCAAGAACGCGUUCUUGUAUUAAUAACAAAUGCCAAGAUCCAUGCCCAGGAACAUGUGGUGCUAACUCCGAAUGCCAUGUUGUGAAUCACUCUCCGAGCUGCGUAUGUGUCGCUGGUUAUAUAGGAAAUCCGUUUACCGAAUGUAGACCACAACCAGAAAGUAAGAAAUUACGAGAGCCUCUCGUUCAACCGUGUCAGCCAUCGCCAUGUGGUCCGAAUAGUAUUUGCCGCGUGCUAAAUAAUCACGCCGUUUGUACUUGCAUUCAAGACUACAUUGGUUCACCGCCAAACUGUCGUCCAGAAUGUAUGGUCAGUUCGGAGUGUCCGCUAGACAAGUCUUGUGUUAAGACUAAGUGCACGGACCCAUGUCCUGGUACUUGCGGUUUUAACGCGCGAUGUCAGGUAGUGAACCACAAUCCGAUUUGCAGUUGCAAGGCUGGCUUCACCGGGGAUCCAUUUGUGCGAUGUAUACCAGAAGAACGUCGUCCAGUUUUGGAAGAAACGCCCGCUGAUCCAUGCAUGCCGUCCCCGUGUGGACCAAAUUCACAAUGCAAAUCAGUUGGUCGUACUGCUGCCUGUAGUUGUUUGCCUAAUUACAUCGGACGUGCCCCUAAUUGUCGCCCCGAGUGCACGUCUAACUCACAGUGCAUACCAAUGAAGGCUUGUAUCAAUGAACGGUGUAGCGAUCCCUGCCCAGGAUCCUGUGGCUCUAACGCACUCUGCGCAGUGCAAAAUCAUCAGCCAAACUGUCGUUGUGUUGCCGGAUAUGAAGGUGAUCCAUACACCUCCUGUUCUCCAGUCAUAAGUAAGCUCAACUGAACAAUGAAAGUCACGUAUCCUUGCAAUCCUUCUCCAUGUGGUGUGAACGCUGAAUGUAAUGUUCGCAACAAUGCCGGAUCGUGCACAUGUGUGCAGGAUUACUUUGGCGAUCCAUACCAUGAGUGUCGUCCCGAGUGUAUGCUUAGCUCGGAUUGUCCGAAAACCAGAGCAUGUUUAAACAACAAAUGUGUCGACCCAUGCCCGGGAAUGUGUGGAAUAAAUGCGGAGUGCUUCGUUUUGAACCACUCGCCAUCUUGCUCUUGCCUUCCGGGAUACACUGGAAAUCCAUCUCUAGCAUGUCGUGAAAUACCAAAACAAAUUGAACACACUCCUGUUGAUCCCUGCCGACCUUCGCCUUGUGGGCCGUACAGCCAAUGUCGCAAUGUAAACGAUCAUGCUGUAUGCUCGUGCCAGAGUAACUAUAUCGGUACACCACCAGCUUGCCGACCAGAAUGUACAGUUAGCUCUGAGUGCGUUUUGGAUAAGGCUUGUAUUAAGCAAUCAUGCUUGGACCCUUGCCCCGGAACGUGCGGUUUUAAUGCGCGCUGCACGGUGGUGAAUCACAAUCCCAUCUGUAGCUGCCCAUCCAGCUUCACGGGCGAUCCAUUCGAGCGUUGCGUACCUGAAGAAAAGCAAGUAGUUUCGGCUGAACCUACAAAUCCAUGCCUUCCUUCUCCGUGUGGACCGAAUUCGCAAUGCCGAGCGGUUGGAAACGUUCCGGCAUGUUCCUGUCUGCCUAACUAUGUUGGUCGGGCGCCGAACUGUCGCCCGGAAUGUACAAUAAAUGCGGAAUGCUCUGGGAAUCUUGCCUGCAUCAAUGAAAAAUGCGCUGAUCCAUGUCCGGGAUCAUGCGGUCCAAACGCCGUCUGUCGUGUAAUUGAUCACUCUCCUACCUGCUCCUGCCAAACCGGAUAUACAGGGGAUCCUUUCUCUGGCUGUACAGUUAUUCCUUUAACACCUGUACCUGAAGAGCCUCGAAAUCCGUGUAACCCAUCGCCCUGUGGAUCGAACGCGGUAUGCAAGGAACGAAAUGGUGCUGGAUCAUGCACCUGCUUGUCGGAUUACUUUGGUGAUCCGUACAGCGGCUGUCGACCGGAAUGCGUCACCAAUAGUGAUUGUCCUCGCGUGAUGGCUUGCGUGAAUAAUAAGUGCGCCGACCCUUGUCCUGGUGUUUGCGGUAUUGAUGCCGAAUGUUACGUAGUAAAUCAUUCGCCUAGUUGCGCAUGCCGACCAGGCUUUACUGGUGAUCCAUUUUCGCAGUGUCGCCCGGAUGAGCAACCCAAACAAAAUGAUCCUAUCAAUCCGUGCUCUCCGUCCCCUUGUGGGCCGAAUAGCAUCUGUCGAGAAUUGAACGGUCAUGCCGUCUGCACAUGCCAGGCGAAUUUUAUCGGCACACCACCAAAUUGUCGACCGGAGUGCAUUGUGAGUUCUGAAUGCGCCCUUGAUAAAGCGUGCAUAGGACAAAAAUGCAGUGAUCCAUGCCCGGGUACUUGUGGUCAAAAUGCACGUUGUCAAGUUGUGAAUCAUAACCCAAUUUGCAGCUGCUCUCUUGGUUUCACCGGCGAUCCAUUCGUACGCUGCGUGCCUGUCGAAAUAGAGGCACCGGUGGUGCAAGAUCCAGUUGAUCCAUGCGUUCCGUCACCUUGUGGACCCAAUUCAGUCUGCCGAGCCAUUGGGUCGACACCUGCUUGUUCUUGUUUACCGAAUUACAUCGGCCGAGCUCCAAACUGCCGUCCGGAGUGCAUGCUAAAUGCCGAAUGCCCAGCUACAUUGGCAUGUGUAAAUGAAAGAUGUUCUAACCCAUGUGUAGGCUCUUGUGGUGUUAACACACGUUGUACAGUAGUUAAGCACAAUCCGAUCUGCGAGUGCGAGGGUGGAUUCACCGGAGAUCCAUUCUCCGUCUGUACAGAAAUGUUGCCCAUACGCGAUGUUGAGCCAAUCAAUCCAUGCAAUCCAUCACCGUGUGGAGCAAAUGCGGUAUGCAAGGAGAGAAAUGGCGCUGGAUCAUGUACGUGCAUGCCAGAAUAUUUCGGAGAUCCUUACACAGGAUGUCGCCCAGAAUGCGUUCACAACACGGAUUGUGAAAAGUCUAAGGCUUGUGUAAACAACAAAUGUCGUGAUCCUUGCCCUGGAGUGUGUGGGCUGAAUGCAGAAUGUGUCGUACAUAACCACAGUCCCGUGUGCUACUGUUUGGAGGGUUACACUGGAGAUCCGUCUAAUAGUUGCACAUUGGCUGAAAUUGUGACCGAACGACCCAAAACGCCUGGUUGCCAACCGUCACCGUGCGGACCAAAUAGUCAAUGUCGAGAAAUUAAUGGACACCCGGUGUGUUCUUGCUUGGCUGGAUACAUUGGCACACCACCAAUGUGUCGUCCGGAAUGCGUUGUGAGCUCGGAAUGCAGUCAGGAUCGCGCGUGCGUUAACAAAAAAUGCGUCGAUCCAUGUCCAGGAACAUGUGGAACAGAUGCCCGCUGCCAGGUUGUCAAUCACAACCCAAUAUGUAGUUGUCCUCCAGGUUUUACCGGGGAUCCGUUCAUACAAUGCGUGAAGAAAGAGGAACCAAAAGAUAUUCCCCCAGUGAAUCCGUGCGUACCAUCGCCAUGUGGGCCAAAUGCUAACUGCCGUGCCGUUGGAGGUCAGCCAGCAUGUUCAUGUGCGCCGAACUAUAUUGGUAGGCCUCCAAACUGUCGCCCGGAGUGUACGAGAGACGCAGAAUGUCCUAGCAAUUUAGCCUGCCAAAGCGAGCGAUGUCUCGAUCCCUGCUCGAUUGGUUGUGGAUCAAACGCUAUAUGUCGGGUGAUCAAUCACAAACCAGUCUGUACAUGCGAUGAUGGUUUCGAGGGAAAUCCACUUGAACAAUGUAGUCGUAUACUACCACCUACAACUGAAAGACUCACGCCUUGUACACCUUCACCUUGCGGACCAAAUGCGGAAUGCCGUGAACGUAACAAUGCAGGAGCAUGUUACUGUAUGUCGGGUUACGAAGGAAAUCCCUAUGAUGUAUUUUCUGGCUGCCGUCGUGAGUGCGAUGUAAAUGCGGAUUGUCCAGAUAAAUUGGCGUGUGUGCAAUACAAGUGUGUUGACCCGUGUCCCGGAGUGUGUGGGUCAUUGGCAUUGUGUGAAAUUCAAAAUCACGUUCCAACUUGUAUCUGUCCUGAGGGUAUGGAAGGCGAUCCGUUUGUUCAAUGCAACCAUCGUUUGGCAGACCCGGUAACACCGGCACCACCCGUAUGUGACAAGUUCACGUGUGGGCCAAACAGUAUCUGUCGCAUUCAAAAUGGAGUAGCCGUCUGCAAAUGUCAGCCAGAUAUGACUGGCAGCCCGCCAAAUUGUCGACCUGAAUGUCAACAAAAUAGUGACUGCGAAGCAAAUCGCGCGUGUGUUAACUUCAAGUGUAUCGAUCCUUGCCCUGGUUCGUGCGGCCAGAAUGCCAACUGCAACAUUAUCAACCAUAAUCCAAUCUGCAGCUGUGCGCCUGGUUUCACUGGUGAUCCUUUCACUCGUUGCUACAAAGAAGUCGUGCCCACCUCAACAACCGAAACGCCUCGCACAUUGUGCUUACCAUCACCCUGUGGACCAAACGCCGAAUGUAAAGUUGUUGGCAAUCGAGAGGCAUGUUCGUGCUUAUCCGGAUAUAUAGGCGCGCCGCCGAACUGCAGACCAGAAUGCAUUUUAAGUACAGAAUGUCCAGAUCAUCAAGCAUGCAUUAGACAAAAGUGUACUGAUCCUUGCCCAGGAUCUUGCGGAUUGAACGCCAAAUGCUCUGUGUCACGGCAUACACCGAGCUGCAGCUGUGAAGCGGGAUAUACUGGUGAUCCAUUUACCGGAUGUCAAGCAGUUAUCGAAGAUGAACCAAUACUAAAUCCAUGCAAUCCCAGUCCAUGCGGAGCCAAUGCUCAGUGCAGGGAGCAAAACGGUGCAGGGGCAUGUACUUGCAUUGAGGAUCAUUUCGGAAACCCCUACGAAGGAUGUCGUCCGGAAUGUGUACUCAAUUCGGACUGCCCAUCGAACAGGGCUUGCGUCAGGAACAAGUGCCAAGACCCGUGUCCUGGCACCUGCGGCCAGAACGCUGACUGUCAGGUUGUGAAUCACCUACCGUCGUGUACUUGCUUCCCUGGAUACGAGGGAGAUCCGUUCAGAUAUUGUAACAUCGAACAAAGAGAACCGGUAAAAGAAUACGUCAACCCUUGCCAACCGAGUCCCUGCGGGCCAAACAGCCAAUGUCGGGAGAUCAAUGGGCAGGCAGUUUGCUCGUGUUUGCCUACCUACGUUGGUUCUCCUCCGGGAUGUCGCCCAGAAUGUGUGGUGAGCUCGGAAUGUGCCUUAGACAAGGCUUGCGUCAACCAGAAAUGCGUUGAUCCAUGUCCUGGAACAUGUGGAACCAACGCAAGGUGCAACGUCAAUAACCACAGUCCCAUUUGCUCAUGUCAGUCAGGAUUUACUGGUGAUCCGUUCACUCGAUGCUAUCCAAUUCCACCUCCGGUUCAAGACACGCCAAUCGUUGUGAGAAAUCCAUGCGUUCCUUCUCCGUGCGGUCCAAACUCACAAUGUCGCGAUGCGAACGGUUCUCCUUCUUGUUCAUGCUUAAGUAACUACAUUGGAUCACCUCCGAAUUGCCGGCCUGAGUGCUCAAUCAACGCGGAAUGUCCAAGUAAUCAGGCUUGCAUGAACGAGAAGUGUCGAGACCCGUGUCCCGGAUCAUGUGGCAUCAACGCGAGGUGUAACGUUAUAAAUCACACGCCCAUAUGCUCUUGUGAAGUAGGAUACACAGGAGAUCCCUUCACCAGCUGUAGGCCAAUGCCACCGCCACUCAACGACGAUCCUUGCAAUCCAUCGCCCUGUGGAGCAAACGCACAAUGUCAGAAUGGUAUUUGCACAUGCUUGCCAGAAUACCAAGGCGAUCCGUACCGAGGCUGCAGGCCCGAGUGCGUUUUGAACUCGGACUGCGCUCGGGAUAGGGCCUGUAUUCGUAGCAAAUGUGUAGAUCCGUGCCCGGGUACGUGUGGUCAAGAUGCACUGUGCGAAGUGAUCAAUCAUAUUCCGAUGUGCCGAUGUCCGGAUGGAAUGGCUGGAAAUGCAUUCGUACAGUGUCGACCGCAGCAAGCCCCGGCCGUGACUAACCCAUGUAGUCCAUCGCCUUGCGGGCCUAACAGCCAGUGUCGCGAAAUCAACGGACAAGCCGUGUGCUCCUGUGUUCCAGGGUACAUUGGUAGCCCUCCGACGUGUCGUCCGGAGUGCGUUGUAAGUGCAGAAUGCCCACAGAACCAAGCUUGUACCAACCAGAAAUGUAGGGAUCCUUGUCCUGGAACCUGUGGAGUGGGUGCCAGAUGCUCGGUUGUGAAUCAUAAUCCGAUCUGCAGCUGCCCCGAAAGAUACACUGGUGAUCCGUUCGUGCGUUGCCAGCCGAUGAUCGAACCUCCAGUACAAAUGACCCCAACCAAUCCAUGUCAACCAUCUCCUUGCGGACCAAAUGCACAGUGCCGUGCAGUAGGUGACUCCCCAUCUUGUACAUGUAUAGAGGGCAUGAUAGGCGCCCCGCCGAAUUGCCGUCCGGAAUGUAUUAGCAACUCCGAUUGCUCAAACAACUUGGCAUGCAUACGACAAAAGUGCCAAGAUCCAUGUCCAGGAGCGUGUGGCGCAAAUGCGGAAUGUAGGGUUGUGAGCCAUACUCCGAUGUGCAUUUGUGCUGUUGGAUACACUGGCGACCCCUUCACGCAAUGCGUUCCAUUCCAACAAGAUGCACCCAAAGACCAAACGACACCUUGUCUGCCCAACCCUUGCGGAGCCAAUGCUCAGUGCAGGGAGCAAAACGGUGCUGGAGCGUGUACGUGUAUUGAGGAUCAUUUCGGAAACCCCUACGAAGGAUGUCGUCCAGAAUGUGUACUCAAUUCGGACUGCCCAUCGAACAGGGCUUGCGUCAGGAACAAGUGCCAAGACCCGUGUCCUGGCACCUGCGGCCAGAACGCUGACUGUCAGGUUGUGAAUCACCUACCGUCGUGUACUUGCUUCCCUGGAUACGAGGGAGAUCCGUUCAGAUAUUGUAACAUCGAACCUCCUAUUUGCACUGCAGCGGUAAAAGAAUACGUCAACCCUUGCCAACCGAGUCCCUGCGGGCCAAACAGCCAAUGUCGGGAGAUCAAUGGGCAGGCAGUUUGCUCGUGUUUGCCUACCUACGUUGGUUCUCCUCCGGGAUGUCGCCCAGAAUGUGUGGUGAGCUCGGAAUGUGCCUUAGACAAGGCUUGCGUCAACCAGAAAUGCGUUGAUCCAUGUCCUGGAACAUGUGGAACCAACGCAAGGUGCAACGUCAAUAACCACAGUCCCAUUUGCUCAUGUCAGUCAGGAUUUACUGGUGAUCCGUUCACUCGAUGCUAUCCAAUUCCACCUCCGGUUCAAGACACGCCAAUCGUUGUGAGAAAUCCAUGCGUUCCUUCUCCGUGCGGUCCAAACUCACAAUGUCGCGAUGCGAACGGUUCUCCUUCUUGUUCAUGCUUAAGUAACUACAUUGGAUCACCUCCGAAUUGCCGGCCUGAGUGCUCAAUCAACGCGGAAUGUCCAAGUAAUCAGGCUUGCAUGAACGAGAAGUGUCGAGACCCGUGUCCCGGAUCAUGUGGCAUCAACGCGAGGUGUAACGUUAUAAAUCACACGCCCAUAUGCUCUUGUGAAGUAGGAUACACAGGAGAUCCCUUCACCAGCUGUAGGCCAAUGCCACCGCCACAACCCCUUCGUCCAACAGCGCCCGAACCAGUCAACGACGAUCCUUGCAAUCCAUCGCCCUGUGGAGCAAACGCACAAUGUCAGAAUGGUAUUUGCACAUGCUUGCCAGAAUACCAAGGCGAUCCGUACCGAGGCUGCAGGCCCGAGUGCGUUUUGAACUCGGACUGCGCUCGGGACAGGGCCUGUAUUCGUAGCAAAUGUGUAGAUCCGUGCCCGGGUACGUGUGGUCAAGAUGCACUGUGCGAAGUGAUCAAUCAUAUUCCGAUGUGCCGAUGUCCGGAUGGAAUGGCUGGAAAUGCAUUCGUACAGUGUCGACCGCAGCAAGCCCCGGCCGUGACUAACCCAUGUAGUCCAUCGCCUUGCGGGCCUAACAGCCAGUGUCGCGAAAUCAACGGACAAGCCGUGUGCUCCUGUGUUCCAGGGUACAUUGGUAGCCCUCCGACGUGUCGUCCGGAGUGCGUUGUAAGUGCAGAAUGCCCACAGAACCAAGCUUGUACCAACCAGAAAUGUAGGGAUCCUUGUCCUGGAACCUGUGGAGUGGGUGCCAGAUGCUCGGUUGUGAAUCAUAAUCCGAUCUGCAGCUGCCCCGAAAGAUACACUGGUGAUCCGUUCGUGCGUUGCCAGCCGAUGAUCGAACCUCCAGUACAAAUGACCCCAACCAAUCCAUGUCAACCAUCUCCUUGCGGACCAAAUGCACAGUGCCGUGCAGUAGGUGACUCCCCAUCUUGUACAUGUAUAGAGGGCAUGAUAGGCGCCCCGCCGAAUUGCCGUCCGGAAUGUAUUAGCAACUCCGAUUGCUCAAACAACUUGGCAUGCAUACGACAAAAGUGCCAAGAUCCAUGUCCAGGAGCGUGUGGCGCAAAUGCGGAAUGUAGGGUUGUGAGCCAUACUCCGAUGUGCAUUUGUGCUGUUGGAUACACUGGCGACCCCUUCACGCAAUGCGUUCCAUUCCAACAAGAUGCACCCAAAGACCAAACGACACCUUGUCUGCCCAACCCUUGCGGAGCCAAUGCUCAGUGCAGGGAGCAAAACGGUGCUGGAGCGUGUACGUGUAUUGAGGAUCAUUUCGGAAACCCCUACGAAGGAUGUCGUCCAGAAUGUGUACUCAAUUCGGACUGCCCAUCGAACAGGGCUUGCGUCAGGAACAAGUGCCAAGACCCGUGUCCUGGCACCUGCGGCCAGAACGCUGACUGUCAGGUUGUGAAUCACCUACCGUCGUGUACUUGCUUCCCUGGAUACGAGGGAGAUCCGUUCAGAUAUUGUAACAUCGAACAAAGAGAACCGGUAAAAGAAUACGUCAACCCUUGCCAACCGAGUCCCUGCGGGCCAAACAGCCAAUGUCGGGAGAUCAAUGGGCAGGCAGUUUGCUCGUGUUUGCCUACCUACGUUGGUUCUCCUCCGGGAUGUCGCCCAGAAUGUGUGGUGAGCUCGGAAUGUGCCUUAGACAAGGCUUGCGUCAACCAGAAAUGCGUUGAUCCAUGUCCUGGAACAUGUGGAACCAACGCAAGGUGCAACGUCAAUAACCACAGUCCCAUUUGCUCAUGUCAGUCAGGAUUUACUGGUGAUCCGUUCACUCGAUGCUAUCCAAUUCCACCUCCGGUUCAAGACACGCCAAUCGUUGUGAGAAAUCCAUGCGUUCCUUCUCCGUGCGGUCCAAACUCACAAUGUCGCGAUGCGAACGGUUCUCCUUCUUGUUCAUGCUUAAGUAACUACAUUGGAUCACCUCCGAAUUGCCGGCCUGAGUGCUCAAUCAACGCGGAAUGUCCAAGUAAUCAGGCUUGCAUGAACGAGAAGUGUCGAGACCCGUGUCCCGGAUCAUGUGGCAUCAACGCGAGGUGUAACGUUAUAAAUCACACGCCCAUAUGCUCUUGUGAAGUAGGAUACACAGGAGAUCCCUUCACCAGCUGUAGGCCAAUGCCACCGCCACCGCCCGAACCAGUCAACGACGAUCCUUGCAAUCCAUCGCCCUGUGGAGCAAACGCACAAUGUCAGAAUGGUAUUUGCACAUGCUUGCCAGAAUACCAAGGCGAUCCGUACCGAGGCUGCAGGCCCGAGUGCGUUUUGAACUCGGACUGCGCUCGGGACAGGGCCUGUAUUCGUAGCAAAUGUGUAGAUCCGUGCCCGGGUACGUGUGGUCAAGAUGCACUGUGCGAAGUGAUCAAUCAUAUUCCGAUGUGCCGAUGUCCGGAUGGAAUGGCUGGAAAUGCAUUCGUACAGUGUCGACCGCAGCAAGCCCCGGCCGUGACUAACCCAUGUAGUCCAUCGCCUUGCGGGCCUAACAGCCAGUGUCGCGAAAUCAACGGACAAGCCGUGUGCUCCUGUGUUCCAGGGUACAUUGGUAGCCCUCCGACGUGUCGUCCGGAGUGCGUUGUAAGUGCAGAAUGCCCACAGAACCAAGCUUGUACCAACCAGAAAUGUAGGGAUCCUUGUCCUGGAACCUGUGGAGUGGGUGCCAGAUGCUCGGUUGUGAAUCAUAAUCCGAUCUGCAGCUGCCCCGAAAGAUACACUGGUGAUCCGUUCGUGCGUUGCCAGCCGAUGAUACAAAUGACCCCAACCAAUCCAUGUCAACCAUCUCCUUGCGGACCAAAUGCACAGUGCCGUGCAGUAGGUGACUCCCCAUCUUGUACAUGUAUAGAGGGCAUGAUAGGCGCCCCGCCGAAUUGCCGUCCGGAAUGUAUUAGCAACUCCGAUUGCUCAAACAACUUGGCAUGCAUACGACAAAAGUGCCAAGAUCCAUGUCCAGGAGCGUGUGGCGCAAAUGCGGAAUGUAGGGUUGUGAGCCAUACUCCGAUGUGCAUUUGUGCUGUUGGAUACACUGGCGACCCCUUCACGCAAUGCGUUCCAUUCCAACAAGAUGCACCCAAAGACCAAACGACACCUUGUCUGCCCAACCCUUGCGGAGCCAAUGCUCAGUGCAGGGAGCAAAACGGUGCUGGAGCGUGUACGUGUAUUGAGGAUCAUUUCGGAAACCCCUACGAAGGAUGUCGUCCAGAAUGUGUACUCAAUUCGGACUGCCCAUCGAACAGGGCUUGCGUCAGGAACAAGUGCCAAGACCCGUGUCCUGGCACCUGCGGCCAGAACGCUGACUGUCAGGUUGUGAAUCACCUACCGUCGUGUACUUGCUUCCCUGGAUACGAGGGAGAUCCGUUCAGAUAUUGUAACAUCGAACAAAGAGAACCGGUAAAAGAAUACGUCAACCCUUGCCAACCGAGUCCCUGCGGGCCAAACAGCCAAUGUCGGGAGAUCAAUGGGCAGGCAGUUUGCUCGUGUUUGCCUACCUACGUUGGUUCUCCUCCGGGAUGUCGCCCAGAAUGUGUGGUGAGCUCGGAAUGUGCCUUAGACAAGGCUUGCGUCAACCAGAAAUGCGUUGAUCCAUGUCCUGGAACAUGUGGAACCAACGCAAGGUGCAACGUCAAUAACCACAGUCCCAUUUGCUCAUGUCAGUCAGGAUUUACUGGUGAUCCGUUCACUCGAUGCUAUCCAAUUCCACCUCCGGUUCAAGACACGCCAAUCGUUGUGAGAAAUCCAUGCGUUCCUUCUCCGUGCGGUCCAAACUCACAAUGUCGCGAUGCGAACGGUUCUCCUUCUUGUUCAUGCUUAAGUAACUACAUUGGAUCACCUCCGAAUUGCCGGCCUGAGUGCUCAAUCAACGCGGAAUGUCCAAGUAAUCAGGCUUGCAUGAACGAGAAGUGUCGAGACCCGUGUCCCGGAUCAUGUGGCAUCAACGCGAGGUGUAACGUUAUAAAUCACACGCCCAUAUGCUCUUGUGAAGUAGGAUACACAGGAGAUCCCUUCACCAGCUGUAGGCCAAUGCCACCGCCACGUAAGAAUUGCCUCGAGAUCCCAUGCCUUUCCGAUCAGUUCAUAAUAGAACCCCUUCGUCCAACAGCGCCCGAACCAGUCAACGACGAUCCUUGCAAUCCAUCGCCCUGUGGAGCAAACGCACAAUGUCAGAAUGGUAUUUGCACAUGCUUGCCAGAAUACCAAGGCGAUCCGUACCGAGGCUGCAGGCCCGAGUGCGUUUUGAACUCGGACUGCGCUCGGGAUAGGGCCUGUAUUCGUAGCAAAUGUGUAGAUCCGUGCCCGGGUACGUGUGGUCAAGAUGCACUGUGCGAAGUGAUCAAUCAUAUUCCGAUGUGCCGAUGUCCGGAUGGAAUGGCUGGAAAUGCAUUCGUACAGUGUCGACCGCAGCAAGCCCCGGCCGUGACUAACCCAUGUAGUCCAUCGCCUUGCGGGCCUAACAGCCAGUGUCGCGAAAUCAACGGACAAGCCGUGUGCUCCUGUGUUCCAGGGUACAUUGGUAGCCCUCCGACGUGUCGUCCGGAGUGCGUUGUAAGUGCAGAAUGCUCACAGAACCAAGCUUGUACCAACCAGAAAUGUAGGGAUCCUUGUCCUGGAACCUGUGGAGUGGGUGCCAGAUGCUCGGUUGUGAAUCAUAAUCCGAUCUGCAGCUGCCCCGAAAGAUACACUGGUGAUCCGUUCGUGCGUUGCCAGCCGAUGAUCGAACCUCCAGUACAAAUGACCCCAACCAAUCCAUGUCAACCAUCUCCUUGCGGACCAAAUGCACAGUGCCGUGCAGUAGGUGACUCCCCAUCUUGUACAUGUAUAGAGGGCAUGAUAGGCGCCCCGCCGAAUUGCCGUCCGGAAUGUAUUAGCAACUCCGAUUGCUCAAACAACUUGGCAUGCAUACGACAAAAGUGCCAAGAUCCAUGUCCAGGAGCGUGUGGCGCAAAUGCGGAAUGUAGGGUUGUGAGCCAUACUCCGAUGUGCAUUUGUGCUGUUGGAUACACUGGCGACCCCUUCACGCAAUGCGUUCCAUUCCAACAAGAUGCACCCAAAGACCAAACGACACCUUGUCUGCCCAACCCUUGCGGAGCCAAUGCUCAGUGCAGGGAGCAAAACGGUGCUGGAGCGUGUACGUGUAUUGAGGAUCAUUUCGGAAACCCCUACGAAGGAUGUCGUCCAGAAUGUGUACUCAAUUCGGACUGCCCAUCGAACAGGGCUUGCGUCAGGAACAAGUGCCAAGACCCGUGUCCUGGCACCUGCGGCCAGAACGCUGACUGUCAGGUUGUGAAUCACCUACCGUCGUGUACUUGCUUCCCUGGAUACGAGGGAGAUCCGUUCAGAUAUUGUAACAUCGAACAAAGAGAACCGGUAAAAGAAUACGUCAACCCUUGCCAACCGAGUCCCUGCGGGCCAAACAGCCAAUGUCGGGAGAUCAAUGGGCAGGCAGUUUGCUCGUGUUUGCCUACCUACGUUGGUUCUCCUCCGGGAUGUCGCCCAGAAUGUGUGGUGAGCUCGGAAUGUGCCUUAGACAAGGCUUGCGUCAACCAGAAAUGCGUUGAUCCAUGUCCUGGAACAUGUGGAACCAACGCAAGGUGCAACGUCAAUAACCACAGUCCCAUUUGCUCAUGUCAGUCAGGAUUUACUGGUGAUCCGUUCACUCGAUGCUAUCCAAUUCCACCUCCGGUUCAAGACACGCCAAUCGUUGUGAGAAAUCCAUGCGUUCCUUCUCCGUGCGGUCCAAACUCACAAUGUCGCGAUGCGAACGGUUCUCCUUCUUGUUCAUGCUUAAGUAACUACAUUGGAUCACCUCCGAAUUGCCGGCCUGAGUGCUCAAUCAACGCGGAAUGUCCAAGUAAUCAGGCUUGCAUGAACGAGAAGUGUCGAGACCCGUGUCCCGGAUCAUGUGGCAUCAACGCGAGGUGUAUCGUUAUAAAUCACACUCCUAUUUGUACGUGUGAGGUGGGAUACACAGGAGAUCCCUUCACCAGCUGUAGGCCAAUGCCACCGCCACCGCCCGAACCAGUCAACGACGAUCCUUGCAAUCCAUCGCCCUGUGGAGCAAACGCACAAUGUCAGAAUGGUAUUUGCACAUGCUUGCCAGAAUACCAAGGCGAUCCGUACCGAGGCUGCAGGCCCGAGUGCGUUUUGAACUCGGACUGCGCUCGGGACAGGGCCUGUAUUCGUAGCAAAUGUGUAGAUCCGUGCCCGGGUACGUGUGGUCAAGAUGCACUGUGCGAAGUGAUCAAUCAUAUUCCGAUGUGCCGAUGUCCGGAUGGAAUGGCUGGAAAUGCAUUCGUACAGUGUCGACCGCAGCAAGCCCCGGCCGUGACUAACCCAUGUAGUCCAUCGCCUUGCGGGCCUAACAGCCAGUGUCGCGAAAUCAACGGACAAGCCGUGUGCUCCUGUGUUCCAGGGUACAUUGGUAGCCCUCCGACGUGUCGUCCGGAGUGCGUUGUAAGUGCAGAAUGCCCACAGAACCAAGCUUGUACCAACCAGAAAUGUAGGGAUCCUUGUCCUGGAACCUGUGGAGUGGGUGCCAGAUGCUCGGUUGUGAAUCAUAAUCCGAUCUGCAGCUGCCCCGAAAGAUACACUGGUGAUCCGUUCGUGCGUUGCCAGCCGAUGAUCGAACCUCCAGUACAAAUGACCCCAACCAAUCCAUGUCAACCAUCUCCUUGCGGACCAAAUGCACAGUGCCGUGCAGUAGGUGACUCCCCAUCUUGUACAUGUAUAGAGGGCAUGAUAGGCGCCCCGCCGAAUUGCCGUCCGGAAUGUAUUAGCAACUCCGAUUGCUCAAACAACUUGGCAUGCAUACGACAAAAGUGCCAAGAUCCAUGUCCAGGAGCGUGUGGCGCAAAUGCGGAAUGUAGGGUUGUGAGCCAUACUCCGAUGUGCAUUUGUGCUGUUGGAUACACUGGCGACCCCUUCACGCAAUGCGUUCCAUUCCAACAAGAUGCACCCAAAGACCAAACGACACCUUGUCUGCCCAACCCUUGCGGAGCCAAUGCUCAGUGCAGGGAGCAAAACGGUGCUGGAGCGUGUACGUGUAUUGAGGAUCAUUUCGGAAACCCCUACGAAGGAUGUCGUCCAGAAUGUGUACUCAAUUCGGACUGCCCAUCGAACAGGGCUUGCGUCAGGAACAAGUGCCAAGACCCGUGUCCUGGCACCUGCGGCCAGAACGCUGACUGUCAGGUUGUGAAUCACCUACCGUCGUGUACUUGCUUCCCUGGAUACGAGGGAGAUCCGUUCAGAUAUUGUAACAUCGAACAAAGAGAACCGGUAAAAGAAUACGUCAACCCUUGCCAACCGAGUCCCUGCGGGCCAAACAGCCAAUGUCGGGAGAUCAAUGGGCAGGCAGUUUGCUCGUGUUUGCCUACCUACGUUGGUUCUCCUCCGGGAUGUCGCCCAGAAUGUGUGGUGAGCUCGGAAUGUGCCUUAGACAAGGCUUGCGUCAACCAGAAAUGCGUUGAUCCAUGUCCUGGAACAUGUGGAACCAACGCAAGGUGCAACGUCAAUAACCACAGUCCCAUUUGCUCAUGUCAGUCAGGAUUUACUGGUGAUCCGUUCACUCGAUGCUAUCCAAUUCCACGUAAGAAGACCCCUUUAUCCAUCUCUAUAUUGCUCUUCACUGUAGCUCCAUCUCCGGUUCAAGACACGCCAAUCGUUGUGAGAAAUCCAUGCGUUCCUUCUCCGUGCGGUCCAAACUCACAAUGUCGCGAUGCGAACGGUUCUCCUUCUUGUUCAUGCUUAAGUAACUACAUUGGAUCACCUCCGAAUUGCCGGCCUGAGUGCUCAAUCAACGCGGAAUGUCCAAGUAAUCAGGCUUGCAUGAACGAGAAGUGUCGAGACCCGUGUCCCGGAUCAUGUGGCAUCAACGCGAGGUGUAACGUUAUAAAUCACACGCCCAUAUGCUCUUGUGAAGUAGGAUACACAGGAGAUCCCUUCACCAGCUGUAGGCCAAUGCCACCGCCACCGCCCGAACCAGUCAACGACGAUCCUUGCAAUCCAUCGCCCUGUGGAGCAAACGCACAAUGUCAGAAUGGUAUUUGCACAUGCUUGCCAGAAUACCAAGGCGAUCCGUACCGAGGCUGCAGGCCCGAGUGCGUUUUGAACUCGGACUGCGCUCGGGAUAGGGCCUGUAUUCGUAGCAAAUGUGUAGAUCCGUGCCCGGGUACGUGUGGUCAAGAUGCACUGUGCGAAGUGAUCAAUCAUAUUCCGAUGUGCCGAUGUCCGGAUGGAAUGGCUGGAAAUGCAUUCGUACAGUGUCGACCGCAGCAAGCCCCGGCCGUGACUAACCCAUGUAGUCCAUCGCCUUGCGGGCCUAACAGCCAGUGUCGCGAAAUCAACGGACAAGCCGUGUGCUCCUGUGUUCCAGGGUACAUUGGUAGCCCUCCGACGUGUCGUCCGGAGUGCGUUGUAAGUGCAGAAUGCCCACAGAACCAAGCUUGUACCAACCAGAAAUGUAGGGAUCCUUGUCCUGGAACCUGUGGAGUGGGUGCCAGAUGCUCGGUUGUGAAUCAUAAUCCGAUCUGCAGCUGCCCCGAAAGAUACACUGGUGAUCCGUUCGUGCGUUGCCAGCCGAUGAUCGAACCUCCAGUACAAAUGACCCCAACCAAUCCAUGUCAACCAUCUCCUUGCGGACCAAAUGCACAGUGCCGUGCAGUAGGUGACUCCCCAUCUUGUACAUGUAUAGAGGGCAUGAUAGGCGCCCCGCCGAAUUGCCGUCCGGAAUGUAUUAGCAACUCCGAUUGCUCAAACAACUUGGCAUGCAUACGACAAAAGUGCCAAGAUCCAUGUCCAGGAGCGUGUGGCGCAAAUGCGGAAUGUAGGGUUGUGAGCCAUACUCCGAUGUGCAUUUGUGCUGUUGGAUACACUGGCGACCCCUUCACGCAAUGCGUUCCAUUCCAACAAGAUGCACCCAAAGACCAAACGACACCUUGUCUGCCCAACCCUUGCGGAGCCAAUGCUCAGUGCAGGGAGCAAAACGGUGCUGGAGCGUGUACGUGUAUUGAGGAUCAUUUCGGAAACCCCUACGAAGGAUGUCGUCCAGAAUGUGUACUCAAUUCGGACUGCCCAUCGAACAGGGCUUGCGUCAGGAACAAGUGCCAAGACCCGUGUCCUGGCACCUGCGGCCAGAACGCUGACUGUCAGGUUGUGAAUCACCUACCGUCGUGUACUUGCUUCCCUGGAUACGAGGGAGAUCCGUUCAGAUAUUGUAACAUCGAACAAAGAGAACCGGUAAAAGAAUACGUCAACCCUUGCCAACCGAGUCCCUGCGGGCCAAACAGCCAAUGUCGGGAGAUCAAUGGGCAGGCAGUUUGCUCGUGUUUGCCUACCUACGUUGGUUCUCCUCCGGGAUGUCGCCCAGAAUGUGUGGUGAGCUCGGAAUGUGCCUUAGACAAGGCUUGCGUCAACCAGAAAUGCGUUGAUCCAUGUCCUGGAACAUGUGGAACCAACGCAAGGUGCAACGUCAAUAACCACAGUCCCAUUUGCUCAUGUCAGUCAGGAUUUACUGGUGAUCCGUUCACUCGAUGCUAUCCAAUUCCACCUCCGGUUCAAGACACGCCAAUCGUUGUGAGAAAUCCAUGCGUUCCUUCUCCGUGCGGUCCAAACUCACAAUGUCGCGAUGCGAACGGUUCUCCUUCUUGUUCAUGCUUAAGUAACUACAUUGGAUCACCUCCGAAUUGCCGGCCUGAGUGCUCAAUCAACGCGGAAUGUCCAAGUAAUCAGGCUUGCAUGAACGAGAAGUGUCGAGACCCGUGUCCCGGAUCAUGUGGCAUCAACGCGAGGUGUAUCGUUAUAAAUCACACUCCUAUUUGUACGUGUGAGGUGGGAUACACAGGAGAUCCCUUCACCAGCUGUAGGCCAAUGCCACCGCCACCGCCCGAACCAGUCAACGACGAUCCUUGCAAUCCAUCGCCCUGUGGAGCAAACGCACAAUGUCAGAAUGGUAUUUGCACAUGCUUGCCAGAAUACCAAGGCGAUCCGUACCGAGGCUGCAGGCCCGAGUGCGUUUUGAACUCGGACUGCGCUCGGGACAGGGCCUGUAUUCGUAGCAAAUGUGUAGAUCCGUGCCCGGGUACGUGUGGUCAAGAUGCACUGUGCGAAGUGAUCAAUCAUAUUCCGAUGUGCCGAUGUCCGGAUGGAAUGGCUGGAAAUGCAUUCGUACAGUGUCGACCGCAGCAAGCCCCGGCCGUGACUAACCCAUGUAGUCCAUCGCCUUGCGGGCCUAACAGCCAGUGUCGCGAAAUCAACGGACAAGCCGUGUGCUCCUGUGUUCCAGGGUACAUUGGUAGCCCUCCGACGUGUCGUCCGGAGUGCGUUGUAAGUGCAGAAUGCCCACAGAACCAAGCUUGUACCAACCAGAAAUGUAGGGAUCCUUGUCCUGGAACCUGUGGAGUGGGUGCCAGAUGCUCGGUUGUGAAUCAUAAUCCGAUCUGCAGCUGCCCCGAAAGAUACACUGGUGAUCCGUUCGUGCGUUGCCAGCCGAUGAUCGAACCUCCAGUACAAAUGACCCCAACCAAUCCAUGUCAACCAUCUCCUUGCGGACCAAAUGCACAGUGCCGUGCAGUAGGUGACUCCCCAUCUUGUACAUGUAUAGAGGGCAUGAUAGGCGCCCCGCCGAAUUGCCGUCCGGAAUGUAUUAGCAACUCCGAUUGCUCAAACAACUUGGCAUGCAUACGACAAAAGUGCCAAGAUCCAUGUCCAGGAGCGUGUGGCGCAAAUGCGGAAUGUAGGGUUGUGAGCCAUACUCCGAUGUGCAUUUGUGCUGUUGGAUACACUGGCGACCCCUUCACGCAAUGCGUUCCAUUCCAACAAGAUGCACCCAAAGACCAAACGACACCUUGUCUGCCCAACCCUUGCGGAGCCAAUGCUCAGUGCAGGGAGCAAAACGGUGCUGGAGCGUGUACGUGUAUUGAGGAUCAUUUCGGAAACCCCUACGAAGGAUGUCGUCCAGAAUGUGUACUCAAUUCGGACUGCCCAUCGAACAGGGCUUGCGUCAGGAACAAGUGCCAAGACCCGUGUCCUGGCACCUGCGGCCAGAACGCUGACUGUCAGGUUGUGAAUCACCUACCGUCGUGUACUUGCUUCCCUGGAUACGAGGGAGAUCCGUUCAGAUAUUGUAACAUCGAACAAAGAGAACCGGUAAAAGAAUACGUCAACCCUUGCCAACCGAGUCCCUGCGGGCCAAACAGCCAAUGUCGGGAGAUCAAUGGGCAGGCAGUUUGCUCGUGUUUGCCUACCUACGUUGGUUCUCCUCCGGGAUGUCGCCCAGAAUGUGUGGUGAGCUCGGAAUGUGCCUUAGACAAGGCUUGCGUCAACCAGAAAUGCGUUGAUCCAUGUCCUGGAACAUGUGGAACCAACGCAAGGUGCAACGUCAAUAACCACAGUCCCAUUUGCUCAUGUCAGUCAGGAUUUACUGGUGAUCCGUUCACUCGAUGCUAUCCAAUUCCACCUCCGGUUCAAGACACGCCAAUCGUUGUGAGAAAUCCAUGCGUUCCUUCUCCGUGCGGUCCAAACUCACAAUGUCGCGAUGCGAACGGUUCUCCUUCUUGUUCAUGCUUAAGUAACUACAUUGGAUCACCUCCGAAUUGCCGGCCUGAGUGCUCAAUCAACGCGGAAUGUCCAAGUAAUCAGGCUUGCAUGAACGAGAAGUGUCGAGACCCGUGUCCCGGAUCAUGUGGCAUCAACGCGAGGUGUAUCGUUAUAAAUCACACUCCUAUUUGUACGUGUGAGGUGGGAUACACAGGAGAUCCCUUCACCAGCUGUAGGCCAAUGCCACCGCCACGUAAGAAUUCGCCCGAACCAGUCAACGACGAUCCUUGCAAUCCAUCGCCCUGUGGAGCAAACGCACAAUGUCAGAAUGGUAUUUGCACAUGCUUGCCAGAAUACCAAGGCGAUCCGUACCGAGGCUGCAGGCCCGAGUGCGUUUUGAACUCGGACUGCGCUCGGGACAGGGCCUGUAUUCGUAGCAAAUGUGUAGAUCCGUGCCCGGGUACGUGUGGUCAAGAUGCACUGUGCGAAGUGAUCAAUCAUAUUCCGAUGUGCCGAUGUCCGGAUGGAAUGGCUGGAAAUGCAUUCGUACAGUGUCGACCGCAGCAAGCCCCGGCCGUGACUAACCCAUGUAGUCCAUCGCCUUGCGGGCCUAACAGCCAGUGUCGCGAAAUCAACGGACAAGCCGUGUGCUCCUGUGUUCCAGGGUACAUUGGUAGCCCUCCGACGUGUCGUCCGGAGUGCGUUGUAAGUGCAGAAUGCCCACAGAACCAAGCUUGUACCAACCAGAAAUGUAGGGAUCCUUGUCCUGGAACCUGUGGAGUGGGUGCCAGAUGCUCGGUUGUGAAUCAUAAUCCGAUCUGCAGCUGCCCCGAAAGAUACACUGGUGAUCCGUUCGUGCGUUGCCAGCCGAUGAUCGAACCUCCAGUACAAAUGACCCCAACCAAUCCAUGUCAACCAUCUCCUUGCGGACCAAAUGCACAGUGCCGUGCAGUAGGUGACUCCCCAUCUUGUACAUGUAUAGAGGGCAUGAUAGGCGCCCCGCCGAAUUGCCGUCCGGAAUGUAUUAGCAACUCCGAUUGCUCAAACAACUUGGCAUGCAUACGACAAAAGUGCCAAGAUCCAUGUCCAGGAGCGUGUGGCGCAAAUGCGGAAUGUAGGGUUGUGAGCCAUACUCCGAUGUGCAUUUGUGCUGUUGGAUACACUGGCGACCCCUUCACGCAAUGCGUUCCAUUCCAACAAGAUGCACCCAAAGACCAAACGACACCUUGUCUGCCCAACCCUUGCGGAGCCAAUGCUCAGUGCAGGGAGCAAAACGGUGCUGGAGCGUGUACGUGUAUUGAGGAUCAUUUCGGAAACCCCUACGAAGGAUGUCGUCCAGAAUGUGUACUCAAUUCGGACUGCCCAUCGAACAGGGCUUGCGUCAGGAACAAGUGCCAAGACCCGUGUCCUGGCACCUGCGGCCAGAACGCUGACUGUCAGGUUGUGAAUCACCUACCGUCGUGUACUUGCUUCCCUGGAUACGAGGGAGAUCCGUUCAGAUAUUGUAACAUCGAACAAAGAGAACCGGUAAAAGAAUACGUCAACCCUUGCCAACCGAGUCCCUGCGGGCCAAACAGCCAAUGUCGGGAGAUCAAUGGGCAGGCAGUUUGCUCGUGUUUGCCUACCUACGUUGGUUCUCCUCCGGGAUGUCGCCCAGAAUGUGUGGUGAGCUCGGAAUGUGCCUUAGACAAGGCUUGCGUCAACCAGAAAUGCGUUGAUCCAUGUCCUGGAACAUGUGGAACCAACGCAAGGUGCAACGUCAAUAACCACAGUCCCAUUUGCUCAUGUCAGUCAGGAUUUACUGGUGAUCCGUUCACUCGAUGCUAUCCAAUUCCACCUCCGGUUCAAGACACGCCAAUCGUUGUGAGAAAUCCAUGCGUUCCUUCUCCGUGCGGUCCAAACUCGCAAUGUCGCGAUGUGAACGGUUCUCCUUCUUGUUCAUGCUUAAGUAACUACAUUGGAUCACCUCCGAAUUGCCGGCCUGAGUGCUCAAUCAACGCGGAAUGUCCAAGUAAUCAGGCUUGCAUGAACGAGAAAUGUCGAGACCCGUGUCCCGGAUCAUGUGGCAUCAACGCGAGGUGUAACGUUAUAAAUCACACUCCUAUUUGUACGUGUGAGGUGGGAUACACAGGAGAUCCCUUCACCAGCUGUAGGCCAAUGCCACCGCCACCGCCCGAACCAGUCAACGACGAUCCUUGCAAUCCAUCGCCCUGUGGAGCAAACGCACAAUGUCAGAAUGGUAUUUGCACAUGCUUGCCAGAAUACCAAGGCGAUCCGUACCGAGGCUGCAGGCCCGAGUGCGUUUUGAACUCGGACUGCGCUCGGGACAGGGCCUGUAUUCGUAGCAAAUGUGUAGAUCCGUGCCCGGGUACGUGUGGUCAAGAUGCACUGUGCGAAGUGAUCAAUCAUAUUCCGAUGUGCCGAUGUCCGGAUGGAAUGGCUGGAAAUGCAUUCGUACAGUGUCGACCGCAGCAAGCCCCGGCCGUGACUAACCCAUGUAGUCCAUCGCCUUGCGGGCCUAACAGCCAGUGUCGCGAAAUCAACGGACAAGCCGUGUGCUCCUGUGUUCCAGGGUACAUUGGUAGCCCUCCGACGUGUCGUCCGGAGUGCGUUGUAAGUGCAGAAUGCCCACAGAACCAAGCUUGUACCAACCAGAAAUGUAGGGAUCCUUGUCCUGGAACCUGUGGAGUGGGUGCCAGAUGCUCGGUUGUGAAUCAUAAUCCGAUCUGCAGCUGCCCCGAAAGAUACACUGGUGAUCCGUUCGUGCGUUGCCAGCCGAUGAUCGAACCUCCAGUACAAAUGACCCCAACCAAUCCAUGUCAACCAUCUCCUUGCGGACCAAAUGCACAGUGCCGUGCAGUAGGUGACUCCCCAUCUUGUACAUGUAUAGAGGGCAUGAUAGGCGCCCCGCCGAAUUGCCGUCCGGAAUGUAUUAGCAACUCCGAUUGCUCAAACAACUUGGCAUGCAUACGACAAAAGUGCCAAGAUCCAUGUCCAGGAGCGUGUGGCGCAAAUGCGGAAUGUAGGGUUGUGAGCCAUACUCCGAUGUGCAUUUGUGCUGUUGGAUACACUGGCGACCCCUUCACGCAAUGCGUUCCAUUCCAACAAGAUGCACCCAAAGACCAAACGACACCUUGUCUGCCCAACCCUUGCGGAGCCAAUGCUCAGUGCAGGGAGCAAAACGGUGCUGGAGCGUGUACGUGUAUUGAGGAUCAUUUCGGAAACCCCUACGAAGGAUGUCGUCCAGAAUGUGUACUCAAUUCGGACUGCCCAUCGAACAGGGCUUGCGUCAGGAACAAGUGCCAAGACCCGUGUCCUGGCACCUGCGGGCAGAACGCUGACUGUCAGGUUGUGAAUCACCUACCGUCGUGUACUUGCUUCCCUGGAUACGAGGGAGAUCCGUUCAGAUAUUGUAACAUCGAACAAAGAGAACCGGUAAAAGAAUACGUCAACCCUUGCCAACCGAGUCCCUGCGGGCCAAACAGCCAAUGUCGGGAGAUCAAUGGGCAGGCAGUUUGCUCGUGUUUGCCUACCUACGUUGGUUCUCCUCCGGGAUGUCGCCCAGAAUGUGUGGUGAGCUCGGAAUGUGCCUUAGACAAGGCUUGCGUCAACCAGAAAUGCGUUGAUCCAUGUCCUGGAACAUGUGGAACCAACGCAAGGUGCAACGUCAAUAACCACAGUCCCAUUUGCUCAUGUCAGUCAGGAUUUACUGGUGAUCCGUUCACUCGAUGCUAUCCAAUUCCACCUCCGGUUCAAGACACGCCAAUCGUUGUGAGAAAUCCAUGCGUUCCUUCUCCGUGCGGUCCAAACUCACAAUGUCGCGAUGCGAACGGUUCUCCUUCUUGUUCAUGCUUAAGUAACUACAUUGGAUCACCUCCGAAUUGCCGGCCUGAGUGCUCAAUCAACGCGGAAUGUCCAAGUAAUCAGGCUUGCAUGAACGAGAAGUGUCGAGACCCGUGUCCCGGAUCAUGUGGCAUCAACGCGAGGUGUAUCGUUAUAAAUCACACUCCUAUUUGUACGUGUGAGGUGGGAUACACAGGAGAUCCCUUCACCAGCUGUAGGCCAAUGCCACCGCCACCGCCCGAACCAGUCAACGACGAUCCUUGCAAUCCAUCGCCCUGUGGAGCAAACGCACAAUGUCAGAAUGGUAUUUGCACAUGCUUGCCAGAAUACCAAGGCGAUCCGUACCGAGGCUGCAGGCCCGAGUGCGUUUUGAACUCGGACUGCGCUCGGGACAGGGCCUGUAUUCGUAGCAAAUGUGUAGAUCCGUGCCCGGGUACGUGUGGUCAAGAUGCACUGUGCGAAGUGAUCAAUCAUAUUCCGAUGUGCCGAUGUCCGGAUGGAAUGGCUGGAAAUGCAUUCGUACAGUGUCGACCGCAGCAAGCCCCGGCCGUGACUAACCCAUGUAGUCCAUCGCCUUGCGGGCCUAACAGCCAGUGUCGCGAAAUCAACGGACAAGCCGUGUGCUCUUGUUUGUCUGGCUAUUUCGGUUCUCCACCUAUGUGUCGUCCGGAAUGCACAGGAAACUCGGAAUGUGCGUUGACCCAAGCCUGCAUCAAUUUCAAAUGUGCAGAUCCGUGUCCUGGUAGCUGCGGAUUCUCGGCCCGUUGCACCGUGGUUAAUCAUAACCCGAUAUGUAGUUGCCCUACGAAAAUGACUGGCGAUCCAUUCACCAGAUGCUACGAAAUCGCUGAAAAGUCUCCACCUUUGAAUAUUCCCGCUGAUCCUUGUCAACCGUCGCCCUGCGGCUUAAAUGCACAAUGUGCUAACGCGAAUGGUGUACCAUCAUGCAGCUGUCUACCGGAAAUGUUAGGAUCUCCUCCGAAUUGCCGGCCAGAGUGCACGAGCAAUUCUGACUGCUCGCGUGUUCAAACUUGCUUAAGACAAAAGUGCGUCGAUCCCUGCAUAAACGCAUGUGGUAUUGACGCCAAAUGCCACGUGUCACUACAUGUCGCAAACUGUUUCUGCCCGGAUGGCUAUGAAGGAGAUCCUUUCCGAGCUUGCACCGUACUAAGUGAGUCCUCCACUCCGCCACCAUUGGCCGAACCGAGAGAUCCCUGCUACCCUUCGCCAUGUGGUGUCAAUGCCCGUUGUCAUCCCAAUAAUGGUGGAGCGAUAGUUUGUGAAUGCAUUGAAAACUACUUCGGAAAUCCAUAUGAAACAUGUCGUCCGGAGUGUGUCAGCAAUGGAGACUGCCAGAAGUCGUUGGCUUGCAUCAACAAUCGCUGUAAGGAUCCGUGUCCGGGAGUGUGUGGAAGAAAUGCAGAGUGCUCCGUUGUGAACCACACACCAGUCUGUUCCUGUCCGGAUGGAAUGAAGGGCAACGCGUUUGAACAAUGUUUGCGCGAAGAAGCUCCACCGCCACCAUCGGACCCUUGCUACCCGUCCCCUUGUGGCCAGAACACCGUAUGUCGUGUGUCCAACGGUAAUGCAAUAUGUGAGUGCUUGCCCGAGUUCAAGGGAAGUCCGUUCGGAAGGGGUUGUUACCCGGAAUGUGUGAUCAACAGCGAUUGUCCACGGGAUAAGACGUGCGUCAACAAGAAGUGCGUUGAUCCAUGUCCCGGUGUUUGCGGCUAUCGAGCGGAAUGUCACGCUAUCAACAACAGUCCGGUGUGUUCGUGUCCGAGCAACAUGAUCGGCGAUCCGUUUGUCGAAUGUAAAACGGCACCACCCAAGGAUCCGUGCAGUCCAUCACCCUGUCGAACGAACGGUAUCUGUCGCGUCGUUGGAGAUCGUGCUGAAUGCCAAUAUCCGGAGUGUAUUAUCAAUUCGGACUGUUCGACAAACCGAGCCUGUUACAACCAGAAGUGUCAGGAUCCGUGCAUUGGUGCGUGCGGCAUCAAUGCGUUGUGCAAUGUUAUCAAUCAUGCACCGGUUUGCUCCUGCCCGGCUCGUCAUGCAGGCUCGCCAUUCGUGCAGUGUAUGCCGCAACGUGACGAACCUAUACGGCCCCAACCGGAAUGUGCCAGCGAUAGCCAGUGCACUAACGAUAAGGCGUGCAUUAACGAGCAGUGCCAGAAUCCGUGCACUGUCGGUACGGGUCUGUGCACGCAAAAUGCCGAAUGUCGCGUACAGUUCCACCGUGCCAUUUGUGCCUGUCGCGAAGGGUACACCGGAAAUGCGCAGCUGGCUUGCUACGAAAUCGGAUGCCGAAGCGAUAGUGACUGCCCAGCUACGGAAGCGUGCGUGAACAGGAACUGCAUCGAUCCGUGUCGUCACACGCAGUGCGGUCGAAAUGCAUUGUGCAAGUCGGACUACAACCACAACGCACGUUGUCACUGUCUGGACGGGUAUCGAGGCAAUCCAUUAGUGGGCUGCACCCGGCCAGAGUGUACCAGCAACGAUGAAUGUCCAUAUCAUCAAUCGUGUCAGAACGAGCAAUGCCGAGAUCCGUGUAACUGCGCCCCGAACGCGCAAUGCAGGGUAGACAACCAUCUGGCAACGUGUCGGUGUCCACCAGGAUAUACCGGCGAUGCACAAUUUUCGUGCGAGAAGAUUCCGGUGCGAGAUCCUGCACAAUGCACGAUGGAUGCGGACUGUCCGAGCAAACUGGCCUGUUUCGAAGGUGUUUGCAAGAAUCCUUGUACGGAAACGAAACCGUGCGCGGAACAUGCUGUUUGCACGGUGCAAGACACACUACCGCUGCGUACAAUGUACUGCGUGUGCGAAGAAGGAUACGCGGGUGAUGCGGAAAAACAGUGCUUGCCAGUAUCCAAAGAUGAACCGGGAUGUUACAGCGAUGUGGAGUGUGCACCUACCGAAUCAUGCCGUGCGAGGGUUUGCGUGGAUGUUUGCAGCAGCUACAAUCCGUGCGCAUCGACCGCUGAAUGUUUGGCUCAGAGUCACAAAGCGAUCUGCUCGUGUCCCGUCGGCACGGUAGGUGAUCCAUUCCAGAACUGCUACAAACCGCCAGUUGUAUCACCGGAGUGCGUUGUGGAUGCCGAUUGUUCGUCCAGCAUGGCUUGCGUCAAUGAACGGUGCCAGGAUCCGUGCGCUGGUAGCAACCCGUGUGGAGGUAGCGCGGAAUGUCGCGCUAUCUAUCAUCGUCCACACUGCACCUGUCCCAUCGGAUGGGGUGGUGAUCCUAAAACGCAAUGUUACAAACCGGAAUGUAAAAUCGACUCGGAAUGUCCUUUCGAUAAAGCAUGCUUCAACGAAAAAUGCAUCAGUCCAUGCACGUACGGUGCCACGCAAUGCGGACGUGGUGCAGAUUGUGUCGCACAAAGCCACCGAGCCGUGUGCAUCUGUCCACCAGGUACGCAAGGCAACCCGUUCGUAUCCUGCGUCACCGGAAUGUGUCAGUACAACGAGGACUGUGCCGAGCAUGAAGCUUGUGAUCGAUUGAACCGCGUAUGUCGACCAGUUUGCGAUGAUCAACCGUGUGCUCGUACUGCGACGUGUAUAGCCAAGAACCACCAGGCAAGCUGCGAAUGUGCUCCGGGAAUGCGUGGCAACCCGUACGUCGAAUGUAUGCGUGACGAGCCCGAACCCGAGUGCCGUAUGGAUAGCGAAUGUGCUUCACAGCAAGCAUGCAUCCGGAACCGGUGUGUUAAUCCUUGUACCGAGCUGACGCCCUGUGCGAACCAGCAGACGUGCAGCGUGAUCGACACUCUGCCAUUACGCACGAUCAUCUGCGCCUGUCAGACGGACAUGCUGAUGGAUCGUUCCGGAAGCUGCAAACCGAUCGUCAUUGAAGAAUGUCGCUCGGACAAUGACUGUGCUGAUACGGAUCGGUGCGUGCGAGGACAAUGCGUGAUGGCUUGUAAGGUUGAUCCGUGCGGUAUUAAUGCCCAGUGUACUUCCGCUAACCAUCGAGCGCAAUGUACGUGUUCUCCGGGAUACGUCGGAAAGGCUCACAUCGAAUGUUUGCCUGAACCGAGGGUUACGUCGCCGAAGGAGUGCGUGGUCGAUGAUGAUUGUGCGUACGAUCGUACCUGCUUCAACGAUCGCUGCGUUAAUCCUUGCGUAAGUGAUGCCUGUGGACGGGGAGCUCUUUGUCGUGUCAACAACCACAAAGCGGUGUGCAACUGCCCAAGUGGAUUCACGAUGGAUGGCAACGGAAACUGUGUACCACCUGCCGGUGAUCUGCCACGUUGUCGAUCGAAUUCGGACUGCACGCGAAGUGAAACGUGCGUCAAUGAAAUAUGCGCGAACCCGUGCAACUGCGGCCAAAAUGCUGAUUGCUUCGUUAAGGAUCACUAUCCGGUGUGUAGCUGCAAGCCAGGCUACUCUGGUAACGCACAAACCGGAUGCUUCAAGCUGGAGUGCCAGAGCGAUAGCGAUUGCACGAACGACAAGCAAUGUGCGAAUGGCGCAUGUGUCGAUCCCUGUCAGUAUCAGGAUCCUUGUGCGCUUAACGCGGAAUGCUUCGGUGAUCGUCAUAAAGCUGCUUGCCGCUGUUUGCCGGGUCUUGAAGGAAAUCCCUUCGAGCGUUGCCGAAGGGUGGAGUGUCACUACGAUGGCGAAUGUCCGAAGACACUUGCCUGUCAGCAGGAACAGUGUGUGGAUCCGUGCGCAAAUUCACCGUGUGCUCAGAAUGCCCAAUGUUUCACAGUCAACCACCAGGCGCAAUGCAAGUGUCCAGAGCAUAUGCCAGAGGGCAAUCCCUAUUCGUUCUGUAGACCACGAGCAGUGGAAACCGAAGAGUGUCGUGUCGAUGGAGACUGUCCCAGCCGGAUGGCUUGCAUAAGAAAUCGAUGCCUGAAUCCUUGCGAUGAACUAAAACCAUGUGCGGAAUCGGCCCUUUGCACCGUACAGGACACCGUGCCCGUACGUACGAUGGUUUGCGAAUGUCCACCCCUGCACGUGCCCGAUAUUUCCGGUGCGUGCAAGCGUAUCGUGCUGCAAACGCCGAUCGACGUGUGCACAAGCGACUCCGAGUGUCCUGAGCAGCAUGCCUGCAUCAACCGGCAGUGUCGCGAUCCGUGCAGUUGCGGAACACACGCGACAUGCACGAUCAAGAACCACCGGGCAGUGUGUUCAUGUGAAGAAGGCUACGAGGGCAACCCCAACAUAGCUUGCCGGGCUAUCGGAUGUCGCGUGGACUCGGAAUGUGAAUCGAGUAAGGCGUGUGUGAACGGAAACUGCGUAAAUCCGUGCUUGGAUGAAAACCCAUGCGGCGUAGGAGCCGAAUGCUUCGGCCGAGCGAAUCGUGCCGAAUGCCGUUGUCUCAGCGGCUAUCGUGGCAAUCCGCUGGUACAGUGCAACGUGGUCGAAUGUCGUAGCAACAACGAUUGUCCGGAUGACAAGCAAUGCCGCAACUCGCAGUGCGUCAACCCGUGUAUCUACGAAAAUUCGUGCUCACCGCGAGCGGAAUGUCGCGCCCAGAAUCAUCUGGUUGUAUGCCGUUGUCCGGUUGGGCUGGUGGGCAAUCCCUACGUGGACUGUAGACCUGAGAUUGUGCCCGAGUGCCGAUACGACACGGAAUGUCCUUCACAUCUGGCCUGCAUCGACAACAAGUGUGUUGAACCAUGCAGCGCACUAACGCCGUGCAAUCAACCUGCCCGAUGUGAGGUCGUGCCGUCUUCACCGGUGCGUACUAUGCUGUGCACCUGUCCGGAUGGAUACGUCAGCAGCGGUAGUGGCACGUGCAAACCGGUGGUAAAGGCCGGCUGCAUAUCCGACUCGGACUGCUCCAGUGAUACGGCUUGCAUCAACAGUAUCUGUCGCGAUCCGUGCAAUUGCGGACCAAAUGCGGAAUGUCGCGUCAAGGACCACAAGCCCGUGUGUUCUUGCGCGCAAGGAUACGACGGUGAUCCAGAGACGCAGUGCAUCAAGAUCGAAUGUCGCUCGGACAGUGACUGCUCGGGUCAGCAUACCUGCUACAACAGGCAGUGUGUGCCGGCUUGCUCGAUGGAAAACUGCGGCACACAAGCCGAAUGCAUCGGUGUUAACCAUCGAGCCGUCUGCGAAUGUCUGCCAGGAUACGAUGGCAAUCCGAGGGUGGCCUGUAAGCUAAUCGGAUGUCGCCGUGACUCGGACUGCCCACUGGACAAGGCGUGCAUCAACGGAAAGUGCGAUAAUCCGUGCGAGUUGCAGGCGGUUUGUGCCCAGAACGAACAGUGCCAGGUGUACCAGCAUCGGCCCGAGUGUGCCUGCCCGCCACCGUACGAAAACGAUCCGCUACAGGGUUGCGUGUUGCGAGAUGAUCGCUGCAUGACUGACGGCGAGUGUCCUUCGCAGACGGCCUGCAUACAGGGUGAAUGCGUGAACCCGUGCAACGUGACGGAACCGUGUGGUGUGAAUUCGAUCUGCAAGGUACUGGACACACUGCCCGUGCGCACCAUGAUUUGUGAAUGCCUUCCAGGAUAUCAGGGCAACGCUGCAAUACAGUGCGAUAAGAUGGCGCUGUGUCCAACGGAUCGAGGAUUCGUGCGCAAUUCGAAUGGAGAAUGCGUUUGUCCUCCAGGAUAUGGGCUUUCGUUGUACGACGAUUGUCAGCCUUGUCGCGAGGAAGACGGCCUCAAAGUAGACGAAACCGGUCGAUGCGUGUGUGCACUCGAACGAGGUCUCAUAAUCGACGAGCGUGGCCGAUGCAUCUGUCCAAUAGAAUACGGUUACCGGCUGACCAGUCGCGGUGAGUGUGUUCGAAGCGAAAAGCCAGAGUGCGAACGAGACGAACACUGUGCCGAUUGGCGGUAUUGCAACCUGGAAUCGAAGACAUGCGAUGACCCAUGCCAAAGGAAGACCUGCGGCACGAAUGCUCUCUGUAACGCAACUAACCAUCAAGCAGUUUGUCAGUGCAUAACCGGUUACACUGGAAAUCCGGAGGAACAUUGCAAUCAAACAACUAACUUCCGUACAGACUUCCCUCAGCCAGAAAUGGUAGUGACAUGCCAAGCCGAUGGUGUGCAGGUCGUCAUUGACCUGGCGGAGUCAAACUUCAACGGUGUGCUGUACGUGAAGGGCCACAGCAAGGACGAAGAAUGUCGGCGCGUCGUGAACCUGGCCGGAGAUACGUCGUCUGCUCGCACGCAGAUAUUCAAGGUGCAUUUCGGUAGCUGCGGACUGAUCCAUAUCAACGGUAUUGCGAGCUUUGUACUAGUCAUCCAGAAGCACCCGAAGCUGGUGACGUACAAGGCCCAAGCGUACCACAUCAAGUGCGUGUACCAAACCGGAGAGCAGAAUGUCACGCUCGGCUUCAACGUGCAGAUGUUGACGACGGCUGGUACGAUUGCCAAUACGGGUCCACCGCCUACCUGCGCCAUGCGUAUAGUGGCCUUCAACGGAGAGGAAAUCAACUCCGCUGAAAUCGGUGACAAUCUGCGUUUGCAGGUGGAAGUGCAGCCAGCAACUAUCUACGGUGGAUUCGCACGAAGCUGCGUGGCCAAAACUAUGGAGGAAAGCGUGGAAAACGAAUACAUCGUUACGGACGAAGAUGGAUGCGCAACAGAUCCGUCGAUCUUCGGCGAUUGGGAGUACAAUGCAGACACAAACAGUCUGCUAGCAAGCUUCAACGCAUUCAAGUUCCCCUCGAGUGAUAACAUCCGGUUCCAGUGUAACAUCCGGGUGUGCUUUGGAAAAUGCCAACCCGUCAAUUGUCACGGAGCAAAUGCCUAUGGAAAGCGACGCCGUCGUCGUGAAGCGAUUGGUAUCGAGAUGGCACGCACGAUUGAGGUUGUGUACAACCGUACCAAGCGUGCUGCGGAUGAUACGGCAUUGGCAACCGAUGAUUCGCUUGGAAUGGAAGGCACGUUGCGGGAAGAAAUUACGAUCCAAUCGAACGCAAUCCUAACGCUGGAGAAACGCGAAGAACGUUCGUUUGAUUCAAACAACAUAACUCCUGCGGCACAACGUGUGGAGGAUAUUUGCGUGUCGAUGAUCGGGCUGAUAUUGGCACUGGUCAUCACCGCCCUGCUGGCACUGGUUGCCGUGGCUGUCGCCGUGUCCUGUUGGUUGAUGGCCUAUCGACGAAGGCCAACAAUCACUGGACCGCUUCCACAUCCACCAGAGUUUCCAAAUCCUCUGUUCGCACAUCACGAACCAUCGGAACCAUCGCAUCAUGAUUUCAUGGGAUAGUACUAUAGAGAUAUCGCUACUAAAUAGAAGAGAAACGAUAAGCGAAAAACGAAACGAACUAACCGAAACGACAAAACACGGACACACGUGUACUACUACUAGGACUAUUGUCAAAAGUGCUGCGGCUGCAUAUCAAUCACUAAUCCGAGAUUAGAUGUAGUUGCUAACUCAUUAAACGAUAACCCGAAUCAUCCUGCCGUUCAAGGUUCCAAGGUUAUUUCCAGGUCCUUCUGUUUUUCUUUGUCUGUUUCUCCCUCUCGCUCGCUCUCUACGUUAGCCCACGUAUGGCGAAGAAGAUUGAGACGGAACUGUAAAUAAUACCUACUCUCCCCUGAAAAAAAGAAAACAUUUAAAUGUUCUUACUGCUCAAAGAGCACUGAUAUGCUCUCUUUCUAAAGCAAAAGAAAAACGCAUCCCAGCCAGAGCAGCUCGAGAAAUCACGGUCCUCGAGCUAGUUUGAAACACGAACCCAGUGUCUUUUUAGGUUACAUUUAGUUAGCUUAAUUGAAAAAUCAUACUAGCAUUAUAUCCUCUGUGGAAUGCGAAAGAUCAGGCUGCAGGUGGUUAGGAUUGGUGGAGAUGUCGGAUUGUUUUUGACGGGUCACAAGACCCCGGACGAACGCGCUCAGCCAUGGUCGAUCGCAUUCCAGCUCACGAUAGCAUCUCCUCCGUCGGUCGUUACUAGUCCUUUAUUUAUUAAUGUUAAUAUGAUGGUUAAAACGGCACCGAGAAGACCAACCAACCAACGAACCACUCCCGGUUUACGGCGCUUCCGUGCCCUGCAGCUGGACCAAACUUCAGAGACAGGCAACGGGCAGCGCAUGUGCUUGAACGUGUAUGCAGGCGUUGUUGCCUGCCCGCACGAUAUCCUUACCGGCAUAGUGUGGUGCACUAUUCCGAACGAGUUGUAUGAGAGGUACGCUCACGUUUUAACUGUAAUUUAUUGAUAUUUUAAAGUAUGCCUUUGAUAUAUACUGAACGAAUGAAUGACGAUCGCCGGAGGAUUUGAGGGCGGGGCUUUAGAUAUUACGAAAUAGUACGGUUGAUUUUUCCCAAUGUUUUUUUACAUUCGAACUCCUUUCGAAAAGCACAUUAAAUGUUGUAAUAUAGUUUAUUUUUCCUUUGGCCUGUGGGCGCUCAAACAAAACGCGCACACAAACCCUAAGUGCUGCGAUGUGAAAUAAUGUAUCAUUCGGUUGCACUUUUCAACCGAUACCACCAAGCAGGUUGAAUCACAAAAAAAAACACGCACUCACUUCCUUGUACUGCCACACGGUAUUCAUCGCGGUUCACUGUAGAAGCUUUUUAUUUUUGUAUCGUUUGUAAUAGUUUGGGCUAGUGUAUCAACGUCAGGAGGAACUGUUAAGCACAUGUAGGGAGCAGCGACCUUACUUGUUGCACACGCAGUCCUGCCAAUUGAGGUAACUUUCCAAGCUCGAAUGUACAAGAGAUGAAUAUUCUACUGCUUCUCCUGAGCUGCAAUACCGACUGAAACCAAAUCUACUGCCGAGUUUCUCUAUACCGAAGGUAGUUUUACAAUUCUCCUCUAAAAGCAAUCGGUAUGUUAGUUGUGUUUCUUAACAAGCUCAAACACACCCACAUACAUGAUGUAAUGCUACCAUAACGCAGCACAUUUCGACCAGAUUUUGAAGGCUUUUUAAGAAGGCUCGUUUUCAACUGCCGUGGCUUGCAUUAGCUUCGUUCAGCCUAUAGUAGAUGUAUAAUUAUAUUCAGGUUCUCUCAAAAGACUGCCACCAAAACCAAUCAACACUAACGUAAUGUUGCUCACGUUGCCUGUAUAACAGAGAGUGUACAGCAUCUUCCUGUUUGCAAACAUUUGUACUAUGUUUUUAGUUUCUCUCUAUGCAGCCGUUUAGAAACAUUCAACGCACUUUUACGAAUACGAAUAGUUAAAAACGAAACGAAACUAAACCAAUAGGAAAAAUAAAAAACGACAAUAAAC